CCGGGGUUGGAAAGGAACGCGCGCGCGAGUAGGCGACGCACAAGAAACUCACGCACCGCGCGCGCGCCCGAGAGACACGCCGGGAAAUCGACGAACGAUACGCGCCGUCCGCCGCCGCACCGCAGUCCUGUCUACGCCGUCGCUCCGUUAGGUACGCGCGCUCUCCGUCGUUUACUCCGUGCCGUCGUCGCGUUUCGGUUUCUCCGCGUUCAGUAAUCGCGCGUGUAAUACGCGUGGAAUAACAAUACGAACAAAAAAAAAAAAAAAAUAAAAUAAAAUACCCGCGAGUGACGAAACGACGUGUAUUCGUUCAAGUCCGUCCGUCCGCCGCCGGGAAUCGUUCGUUUUCCACCGCCGCGAUUUUUAUUUUCGUUAUAUAACACGAUUCGAUACGAUUAUGUUACACUGUUUGUAUACGCGUGUUUGAAUACGAGACAAUACGAGAAGGUACAAAACCGUACGGACCGUACGCGUCGACGCGCCUUUAGUUGUUCUGCGGGCGGCCACCUACGCCGCCACGACAACAGCGUUCACAAUCACUCGUAACCAGGUGAGUAAACGCCGCGACCCCACGUCAAUCCCUUUCGCACCCGCGAUGCCGUUGUUAAAAACGGCGUUGUGUUUCCCCCCCCCCCACACCUCGGAUAUUUUUGUCCGGCCGGCUACAAAAAAACCGGGGUAUUGUUUCGCCGUCCGUUCCCGGCUACAAAACAACACACCUCCGUCGACGUCUGACGACAACACGUACAGUCAUUGCGCGGCACUAUCAAUGGCGUUUCCGCGAAAAGACCGCUGACGAAUCGCCGACGAGUGUGUUGUAAUAUUAUCUACGCGCGUCGUCAAACGGCGUUUAUCGUUCAAUUUCGAUUUAUCGUGAACUACUCGGCGGCGUUGAUGAGCCCCAGUAGUUUCCCCCCCGUUGGCCAGAGGAUACUUUUAGAUACACGUGUCCAAAAGGCGUUCUUUUUUUUCUCUCGAAAACCCCUUUCGUUCGUAUUUUCCAACAAGAUCGUCGAAUCCCUCGCAAAAAUCAUUCAGGCCCGUUUCAAGUCAGAAAAUGUGCCGUUUAAAAUGUACAUUGUUUUUGCACUUAUGUUUCUAAAUAGUUGUGUAUAGUCGAUGGCUCGAACGAGGAAUGGUUAAAAACGACCGUAAAUCCUAUGUGAAACUGUGUAAAUAUUUAGAACUCAGUUAUCAUGUCAAUAGUCAACGGGUAUCACAUGAUUCGACAAUUCUAAUUCAAAAGCCGGAUCCGAAAAAGCCAGUUUUCAUUUAGGAAUCGAGUUUUUACCUUCGUAUCUUGGCUGAAAUACGUAUAUUAUAGUUUCGAUAUAAAAUUGCUAAAUAAACACUCAUCGAUGUAGUAUUUUAAGCGACUGGGGGUAUAACUCCUUUCCUCCUCCACCUCCUUUGCGCACCACUGUCAUACAGUUAUAACGUUUCGUAUGCCACCGGAGCGAUCGAAAGUAAUAAUUUCUAUGCGCACUUGUGUACAGUGUACGCCUAUAUAAUCUCAGUUUGUUGUAAUGGCUACAUUAAAGGUAGGAUUACGUGUUUGUGCGGUGAAAUCACGUUUAGUCGGAUCUAUUGAUAAUAAUCGUUGUCAUCGGCGUUUCCGACUCCAAGGUUAUGCACGUGGAAUACUAAUACUCGGCGAAUAAUAAUAUUAUUAUUAUUGUCGUAGGUACACCUAUAUAAGGAAUAUUAUUAUUUCCAAACCGUAAACAAUCGAUACGUCAUGAAUGCAGACUGGGUAAUUAUUACGCGUUAUACCUGUCCCGGUGAUUUGGUAGGUAUCCGUCGAGAUUAUUGAACUCUGGUGGACACUGUCCUGUGGCUAGUGUAGGAUUUCGUAAGUCACACAAAUUUAAUGGUGGAAGUCACUGUUGCAGAGUAGUAGGGCUCGUUAAGCGAGAAGUGUAUGUUAUAAGUAUUUAGGAAGUAACGGAAACGAGAAUGUUAUUAGAUGUGGUGUGUUGACCUGGCCGGAUAGUGCGCAUUAGGAAUGCACAUGAUGUGGGCACGUUGACAGAAGGGGAAACGAUAAGAUUGGCGGGGGUCAAGUGUUGACGGGGAAGAGGUAGACCGAAGAAAGUGGCUAGAGGUUAUGUGUUUAUGGGGCUGCAUACGAACUGAGUGCCAACAAAGCCUUUUAGAACGAAUUGAGUCCCGGAUUGUUUUACGGUAUAUGCUAACUGGACACCGUCAAACUUUAAAAAAUAAAAUAUACAUUUUCCUUUCCAUUUUUACAGACCGAAAAAUUCCGCUACAGGCAUGGUUAAAAAUGUUUUUUUUUUUUUUUUAAGUUAAUCUUGAAAAACAAAUAGACAUAUUUCGCAAGGCCACUGUUGUAGGUGAGAAGUUGGAAAAGUAGAGGGAAAAUUUAAUGUAUAUCUGUACGCAGCGAUUAAUCAUUGUUAAGGAUAAAUGAUUCUAAGCGAGGUUCAGUUAUACACGUUUUGAAAGGCCGUAUAAUAUUUACGAUUUGAAAAUAAUACGUUUCGUACAUUUUCCGGUCUUUUUCCGAUUUUCCCAUUUAUUAUAAAAACCUCUGAGAAAAUCUAAAAAUGACCUUCCUAAAGUACCACCGCGGUCAAAUUUCCUUUCAGAAAAAGUACUACACUUGAAAAUCACACACAACACUUGAAUAAUGUUUGGAUGGGCUGAAUAAAACACAGAAUUGAACUUGAAAUGAAAAAAUGUAUAGGUGUUGGUGGUCCUUGUCGAUAAAUGUAUAAAGGAGGCCCACAUUUCAGGAGGAUAAUUGGUAUAGUUUUCGUUUAUAUACCCGGGACUCAAUCAGUAUGUUAUUUUGUUUUCGAUCAAGUAUGGGUCUCAAUUAGUAUAUAUGAUGCACCGGUUCAAGUUCCCAAUACCGCAACCAACGAUAUUCGCCAACUUUUUUCAAUGAAUAUUUUACAAAAAAACUACCGUGGUACAAAUACUGAAAAAGGACAAAGGUCAUAACAAUGACGUAUAAAAUAUUCGCUCAACAAUUUUAGUAAAAAUUCAUGGUUAUAUGGGCUGAGGAUAUGGACAUUAAGGUUAUAUUAUAUGUGCAGGGGAGAUUCAACGAGGGCAUGUGGUGUAGACGAAAAUACAUAUGACGGUGAUUUAAGACAGAUUUUCGGUGUCCAAAUGUUAACACACAUUAAAGUUCACAACGAAACCUUUGCGGUGGAGUAAGAUUUCGUUUACUGUAUGUCUACUAGAAAAUGAAUGGUAAAUGAUUGAACCGGUAGAUUUUAUAAAGGAAAUACACUCGCUGCCGGUAACUAGGGAAAGUCCAAAAGUUAAGUGGGGAAGCUUUGGUCUAUCUGCUCGUGGGGAUUUUUUUAAGGAAGCGGUAGUGGACGUCACGUCGAGGAUAUGAUAUUCACUAAAAAUGCACGUGACGGUACCUCUGCGUAUAUCAUUCGUAUAUCAUUCGGGUAUGAUAAAUGUAAAGCGAGGCAGGAGAAAAGAAAACGUGAUGUACUCAUGCGUUCGGUUUGGUAGAUACACUCGUAAUAUAAGUGAAUAUAAGUUGCGCAGCCGCAGAAAAUUGCGGGAGGAAAAUCAGGUUUCCCAUAAAAAGAGAUUCCCGUACAAAUAGGUACUUUCUAUGGGUAUAUUACGCGAUAGACUGGUCAAGUGCUUGCGGAUGCUGUCUAUAUACAACAUACAUAUAUUCUAUUCUAUUGGUGUAUGCAACGUAAUAUCGUUUCGAAAUCGAAAACUGCAAUUCUUCAUACGAUGCUGAGUGAUGGCAAAACUUAAUAAUAUUUUUACAUUUUCAAAGAAGCGAAGAAUAAUGUAUUGGUUUUACUAUGGUAAACUAUGUUUCUUUUUGUGUCUGUCAACUUUUUUCCCAGAAAUCUUGAUCCGGUCAUCGACUUUAGGGGUGGUGAAUUUCAGCUACUCUCGGUGCAUUGCCGAAGUCAUCAAGGUUUAAUUUUCUUUGUAAUUUCCUUAAUAAUCGGAAAACGUACAAAUUUCCAUUGGAAAAAUCGCGGGCAUUACGAAACUCGUUUAACCACGCAUUCGGUUCAGAAUCGAUUUUCGUUAGCAUUUUAUUGUUUAUUUUUAUUCUUUAUUCUUUUAUUCUAUGUAUAAAAACCACAUCGAAUAACAACAAUAAUGGUAAUGCUAAUGCCGGGAUUUUUCCCCCUCGUCGUGUAGCCACAUCGCGAUGAUAAUAAUAUCCACCACCUGUCAACCGCAUAAUAUCGUGUAAAAUUGCGUCCGCAGACGAACUUUUAUCGUUGUUAUAAAACCGACACGACAAACGCCAACGGUAAUACGUAUACUGCGUACAGGUAUAAUACACGACUACACCGCAGUCGAAUUGUUUCCACGUCCAAUACCACCUUAUUUUUUUUUUCGUUUUUUUUUUUUUUUUUUACCACGUUCGACAGUAUAUUGACAGGUAUGUUUUUUUCCUGCAUAACUGUUUUUGUUUCGUCCUGGACCCGUUGAGUAUAAUACCCAGGUAGGUACAUUUUUUUCGUUCGGGUUAAGUCAUGUAUAUAUAUAUAUCUAGAAUAGGUAUAUAUAUAGUCACGUCUCGUAUCACGACAGCUGGAACGUGGUUGGAAACACGCACGUUUACCUUGCAUAGGUACGGAAAAUAAUAACAAUAAUAUUUCAAAGACAUGUAAUAAUGAUUUCGUACAGUGGCCGCGGAGACGAUUAUUGUUAUUGUUAUUAUUAUUAUUAUUAUUAUUAUUAUUAUAGGUACGUAUAUGCAUUUUAUAUGCACAUUGGCCAACCUUCGCGAGGCGACGUCCUGGAAGAAUCGAACUAUAAAACGGUUAUCAUCUAUUAUCGUUGUUAUUAUUAUUAUUUUUAUCGUCAUUGUCGUGCGGACGGGCGAAUAUAAUAAUAAUACGGUCCGUGAUGGCGGUUCACCAGAGACGUGCGCAUCGUGUGCUUAAAUAUACACAGGGUGAUUCUGUCAUCACGAUCCGGCGAUUUUCGCGGGGCGUAUUUGAAGUGAAUUUAUUGCAAGCGAUUUCUGUUGCGGAAUCGUUUAAACGUCGGAUUUCCCACCAUUCUGCCUCCACGACUAUUUUUUAAAAACAGACAAGAUUACAUAAUAAUAUAGGUUUUUAAAACAAUGUCGAUACGCUUAAGGAGUUGGGUUGAAAAAUGGCCUUGUGAAAACAACAGAAAUCCAAUUCACUCGAAAUCCUCCGAGGAAAUCCCACGAAUCGUGAAAUGUUUAUGUACGCGCAUAGCUAUCUAUUCCAAUUCUUGUAAUCGUAUACUCCUGUCGCGGCAGAUUUGACUGCUUUUGUUGAAUUAUGUCGGUCGGACCGCGACGCGAACAUGUGGCGAUGAAAAUGACGUCCCUUUUUGUUUUCUCGUCGAAAUAUAAAUAUUAAUUUUUUGCUUUUACAUGCUGGGAAACUAAACGAACACGAGAGAGCCGUGUGUUGCAGGCAAGCGAGUUUAGUGCACGGCGAUAUUUAAUUUUUCCCAUCGAUAUUGCAAAAUCGAUGUUGCGCACUGUAAACGCAUAAAGACGCAUUGGCUAUUUUAAACGGAACAACAAAAAUUUUAUAAUAUCGUGACGGUGACAUAACACCAUAGUCGGUCGCACAUCUCUUGUGCAGAACCGAAUUGGGCAAUGGAAUUAGUGCCCGGGGCCGAUCCAAUCCGCGCGGUGUUAGAUAAUAUUCUACGAAGAAAAAAAACCGCAUUUUUUAUAACGUAACUUAAUAAUGUUUAGUCGUAUUGCAGACUGCAGUAAUUAGUUAACCGACGGACCGACGAAAAAAAUGCUUCUGCAGUUAUAACCCGUCAUUUGUAUCAUUUAUGAGCGCCGCGUUUACUCCGUUAGUAUUUUGAGAACCACUUGCCCAUUUAUUAUUUGAUUCUUCUGAUGCUGUUUAUACCUCCAAUCUACAUAUUUACAAACAUACUUUUGUAAAUACAAUAAUUUUUAUGAGUAUUUAUUUAAAAGAUAUCGAUGUACAAUGUCAUCAGUAUCCGUAAAGUGAGCGUUGUAUUCGCUGCAACUAAACGUCAUGUCGGAACACCCGGGCCAAGACGAAUGAUGGCAUAAAUUUUAAUUUUUUUUGUUUGAAGUAUGUAUAGUUGAGAAAAAAUGUUAAAACUUUUUCUGUAAAAGAUUAAAAUAUAAAUAAUUUGGUGUUGGUUUAAAUGUUCUGUGUUUUUUUUAUGUAAAAAAUAACGAUAAAAAAAAUAAAGAGGUGAGCGCGGCGCUUAAUCAACACCAACGGUGGGAUGUUACGUAACGAUACCAACGACGUGUUAAAAUGUUAUGUUAAAUAUUUUUUUUCUCGUUAAAUACCUUUUACGUUUGUAUAAAUGCCUCGUUUCCUUCACGUCAAAAGGACUCGUCUCUAAUAUCUGUUUUCUUUGUCUGUCUCACGCUUAUUAUAGCAACAACAAAGGCAUUCCGAAUUUCCAUGAUUGCGAUUAUCCAAUUGAAUUUUUAUUUUUUCUUAAUGUUGCACCCACUAUUUAUUUCUAUAAUAUUAAAACAAUUUUGCCGGGGUCUGUAAUAAAAUAUUGGUUUUUUGUUCGAUCUUAAUGUUUUUGUAUGUGACGUAGUAUUACGAAUUGUAUGUAUAUGAUUUUGUAAUAAUUUUUAAUCUAUAUAACUAAAAGUUAUUAUACUAUUAUUAUUACCAUAACCCAGUAAAAUAAUUACAUAGGUAAGUUUUUUUUAAAUACUAUAUAUUAACAAUCGCGUACAAUAUAAUUCAAUAGUAAUUGUUUAUUUAAAAAAAAAAAAAAAAUCGUGACAAGCAAAUAACCUUAAAUUUACGAUUGUAUUUGAAAAAACAAGCAAGAAAAAAAAUCAUGUCAUGACCGUAUCUUAACAACUCUUUUUUUUGUUUUUCUUAUGAGCAAUAUAUGCAUCUAAUUUUGUUUUUUAUUUUAAAUCACCGUAUGCGAUAAUAUAUACAAUCACAACAUUGCACAUUUUUAAAUUUACAAAAAAAAAAACCCAUUACCAUUGUAUUGUUUUUUUUUUCAAUACCUCGCGCAGUAUAGUCGAAAUUUUUGUUAUUAUUAUAGUAUAUUAAACGCUUUCGGCAAACUUAUCGUUUUAUCGUCUUGCUAGUUUCUGUACCUAGUUUUUUCUUCCUCUGAAAACAUGUACAUAUUAUUAUUUAUGUGAAAUUUAAGGAAUGACGAUUUUAUUCCACGUUCACGAAUGUUGGUAUUUAAUUUCGACCAAUAACAUACAGGUAUAGUGGCCGAAAUCCCCAGAUAUAUCUAUAUAUAGUCUUUACGUUUUAAAUAAUUCUAAACACUAUUGCUGUCGAUAUUCGUUCAAUAACUGAUAAUAUGACCACGUAUUAUAGACGCAACUAGACCUCUAGCCUGGUAGGAAAACGAAGAAUGCUAAACGGAUGAGUAAAAAGCGGAAGUCGGAGAUUAAGAGGCCAUUUCAGACUAAGUCCAAUUUGAUUGCGUACGGCCCCAUAAAUAAUCAAGAAUGAAAAUUAUUUGUUAAUGCGUUGUCCUUGAAAUACAAUCAAUUUUGAAGUGAUUCCUAUUAUUGAUGAUGACGGUAAUUGUUUAUUCCGCAUGAUUUCUUAUUGUUUAUAUGGUAGUGAAGAUAGAAAUGUUGAAAUACGUUUGAUUGGUAUUGUUAUUGUGUGUAUAUGAUCCCUUUGGUCUCCCAUUUGUAUUUAACAAAAAAAAAAGAAAAAAAGAGAUGCCGUUUUAAAAAUCAAAAAAAUCAAGUUCAAUUAGAUAUUCGUACCAAAAAUACCUAAAAACCUAAUUAUUGCCAUUUUAGUAGGGGUCUUUAAUUUUUUUGAAAAUAUAACAUAGCCCAUCUCACUCGCUGAUAAUCAGCUUUUUAUCUUUUUAUAGGUGAAACAAGUUUUAAAAUCGGUUAAGUAGUUUUUGAGCUUAUUCAUUACAAACAUACAAGCGAAUAUUUUCUCUUUAUAAUAUUAUUACCUAGUAUAGAUUAUAUGACGUAUAAUUUCGGUUAACGUAUCAUGUAUCUGUAAUAUCUGAUAUUUUUUUACAAUGACCACAGUUAAAGUGCGUUCACAAUACUGCUAGUUCGUAAUGAUAUCUUUACGUAGGAGCGAGCAAAUCAUUUUUUAAAAAAAGAAGAAAAAGUAAUUUUCUUGUUCCUGCGAAACGUAGUCCAUUCAACAUUCAAUAUUAUAGUAUAUAUAUGGUCAAGAAUAACGGGACGAUAUGAAAUGCGAUGUACGUAUACUAUAUAAACUAUACCUAAGUAAACGAAGUAUACACCGACCAUUGACCGCCGAUCGAUAUUGUAAUCCGGUUCACGUUACAGAUCUAUCUAUCAAUGACUAUAGGUAUGGAUAUCUGCUAUAAUAAUAGCCGCGAGUCAAAACCGGUUGUCGUGAGUUUGCAAAUUGAACAUAAUUGCGCGUCAGUUGACAACUUGUUGAAUGCUGCUGCUGCUGCAAUAAUUCGAUCGAUGUAUACUGUGGUAUACCUAUGGAUUUUAUUGUGCUACAGAAUAUCCGAUUUUUUUUUGUACACCCUCAAAAUAUUAUCUAAUAUAUCGGGUACAAUACAGAGUGUGGUGUAAUGCCAUCGCCCGAUUUCUAUUUUGACUCCCCCGUUAUUUAGAGAUUCUACGUCUUUCCGAUCGUGAUGUUUUUCUACUUCAAACGGGGAUUUUUAAAAGGCCUCAUUCCUUCCGUAUUAUCUCCUAUUAUACAAUGCGUAAAAGUGGAUACCGAUUUCGCCAAUACGCGUAUCUAGACAACUGUAAUCUUUUACUUUAUAACCGUACAGAAUAUGUUCUGUUUCAAAUGUGUAAAUAUCGACUGGUUUAAACUGAAUUUAAAUUUAUAAAAAAUAUAAUAACUUAAUCGGGUGUUUGUUAAAAAGCGAAAACAUAACAAUAUUAUUCGCGUUCUGUACAUACAAUAAUUAUAAUCGUCCUCGUUGUUGAUUUUAAUAAAAAAAAUAUAUAUUUCUGCAGUAUAGUUUUGGAUGUAAUAUUAUGAUUGCAGCAGUUAUUGUUCCUGUAUAAAAUAAUAAUAGCGCGGUGCGUAUAAAUUUUAUAAUUUCAUUAUCACAAUAUUUUUAUGUCUUAUGGCCCAUUGUCUUUUAUACGGUAUAUGUUUAUUAGAAUAUUAUUACUUCACGUUGUAUUGUUAUUAUAUAGUUGCAGUAAUCCAUUAUUCAGAAACCGUAUACAAUAUUAUCGAAACGAGUAUAAUGAUUUUUAAACCUAUGAAAGAUACUUUUUGUGAAUAAUUGCGGUAGGUAACCUAUAAUACGCAUAUAUUCUACACCAGCGAUGCAGUUAUAAUAAUAAUAGCGUUAUGAUGAAAUACCGCUGACUCGGUGACUUAAACGCGGGUCGUCAUCGGAAAGCCGAGUGAAUAUUGAACUCUCCGGUUGGCAUAUAAUAAAACUGAUUUAGAAAUUAAUAUUUAGCUACGAUAAUAGUCCGUUAAUUAUUAUUAUAAUAGACCGUUAUCGAGCUAAGAUAAAAAAAAUUCCAAAAAUUGGCAUAAGCCCUUCUUCCACGGGACCAACGAUGUAUAAAGUCUCCGUGUAAGUUUUGAUUUUAUACGUCCUAUAGACAACAUGUAUUAUACAAUUAGGCAUUAAAAAUUGAAUUAUCAUAUACUAUAACAUAGUGUUUCCGGGCGCGGUCGCGGGUUUCUUCGUGUGGCAUAAUACGACAUUAUUGGCUAAUGACACACAAUUCUCCUAUAUACAUACAGACACUGUUCAAGAGACAAGUGUGUAUACACAUAUUAUGCGCACACUCGUGGAUUUUCGUACGGGUUAGGUACCCGUGCAGCGUAUAAGUCGUAUCGAAAUACGACUACGCGUCUAUUGCGAAAAAACCAAGCCGCGGUGUCCCAGAAAAAUAUUAAAUUAUUAUCUAUAUACUAUCGUCGUUGGCGCGCGGUGACGACACAUCCACGCCGCACAGCGAACACAAUCGGCCGCAUUCCUCGGUGUUCUGCGCGAGCGAAGAUAUUUAUCGCACGUAGCCAUACAUCAUAUAUACGUAUACUUAUCGGUUAUUUACGUAUAGUCUGCAACACACGCGCAUAUUUAUACAAAAGUACGGUCAAUCAUACGAGCAAGUGACCAGGAAACGAUUAUAUUAUUAUAGCACUGAUGGCCGAACUUAUAUAGGUAUUAGGUGUAUCGUUACGCAAUCGAGGAAAAAAGCGGCUUUAGGGCAAUUUUAAGCAACAGUUUUUAAGAUUUACGAGCUAUGUACGAGAUGCUCGUUUAUAAUAUGAGAUACUCGUGACAUAAUAUAUAUUAUGAUAAACGUACACGAUUGUACAUCUCGAAUAAUAAUUAAAGGGGUUUAGACGAAAGUUAUCAUCAGAUUGUAUAGAUACUAUUUGUACGCACGUUACGUAUGCAUCGGAUGAACAAUGAAUAAAAAAUUAGCUACACCAUUAAUUUUCUAGUCGUUCGUUCCUGCAUCACUCUGUGGCUCUGAAAAAAAAAAUCGCGUACCUCCGCUAAAAUACCGAUUAUCGUCGAAACGUCGAAAUUUUUCAGCCGUACAAAAAUAAUAAUAAUAUCGCGGAUCCGAGUAUCUACCUGCAAUUAUUUAGAUGACACUGCGGGUUGGAUGGUGUAGAAAACGGCGACGACCGUAUCGUUUUAAUUAUUAUCAUAUUAUUAUAAUCGUAUCUUGUGUCUAGGUUAGUGCACUUUCAAGGUUGUCAACCCUUUUUGUCGCGACCGCAGUUUCAACUAUAAUAAUAGGUACACGUGCUAAUUAAAUAAAUGCAACAUCAAACUGCGCAUGGAAUAUCGUAUUUAACAAAAUUAUUUUUGAAACAUUUUCCUACGGAGCACGCAUAGUCCUUUUGCUGCUUCAAUAUCAAAUCCUUCCAGAUCUAUCUCGGUUAUCCGCUUCUACAUCCAUCAAACUCGGCAUCAUUAUAAUUUACUCCUUCAAUAACUUAACCUUUUCAGAUUCGAUCUGGCCUACAACGAUAACGCGGCCUUUCUCGUGGUCUUUUCUUACUAGAGUACUUGUUAAACUGUUUGUUUAUUCUUAUCAUUAUUCUUACUUGUUAUGAUUUAAUCAUAUGCAAUGUUUAAUUAUUUUUAUUCUUUGGUAGAUCUGUUUCGAAUGUCAUGACCUUGUUAAAGCAAGCGCAUAAUAUGAUUGGUAAUAUUUUACCAAGCUUCCCCUUUUAUUUUUCACAUAAUUUCUGUUACUGACCUGAUUCCUGUUUUAAACCUUUGAUUUACCCAAUAAAUCGGCUAGGGUUCACUUAGACGUCGUAUAUUUUUUUUUGGCACGUAUACUUUACCCAGACUAAUUUUUUUUUUUGUAAACCGUCUCUUAUUAUAUGACUGAUAAAUUUGACGCUGCAUUGAAAAGAAAAAUCGUCUAUUUUCUUGGAUGGUAAAUACCUUCAAUAUCGAUGCAUUUUUAUUUCUUCUUCAUAUUUAGCCUUUUUCUAUACCAUACAAUCUCAAAAGAUUCUAGUAUUCUAUGACAAAAUGCAUAGUUUUUUAUGUUGCUACGGGAACACCAGCGUGUUUUCAACAGAUAUACUUAAGUCUUUGUUUCUUUUCUUAUGUUAUUGUUCUUUCUAAUAAUAUAUAACACUAUAUCAAUAAUAAUGAUGCUUUUAGUUUUGAAUUUAAAAUCAGUAAAUCUACAGGUAUCAUACAAUGUUAUCUUUAUGCUAAUAACGGCCGUAAAGCAUUUGCGCAUCGUCUACCUGUACCAAAUUAUCGUAUAUCAUAUGCGCAUAAACAUACUGAACAAUAGAAGGGUGUAAAAUAAAAUAUAGACACAAGUUUUUGUUAAAUAAGCAUUUAAAGUUAAAGUUUUUUUAAAGUUUUUAAAUUUUGACAAAAUUCACGAAAAUUUCAAAAUGUUAUGUAAAAUUAUUCUGUAGUUAAAAAUUUAAGAUUAAAUUAAUCUAAUAUAAAUUUGAUUAUUUGAGUAAAAUUAAAAAUAAAUUGUGUUCAUUUGAAUUAAGCACUAAAAAUAAUAUUAUAAAGCAAUACUUCGUAUAUUGUUUUGUUUCAUUAUUUUUAUAAAAUGAAACUUAACUGAUUACCUAUACAAUAUUUGAAAACUGAAUUGUAAAUUUAGAAAUAUAUGAAUUUUAAGCUUAGAAAAUAACUUAAGUUUUUGGGUAAAUACGCGUUUUUUCAGUUUGAUUGUUAAAUAAUAUUGAUACGUAAAUGAUGUAAGACCUUUUAACCGAUUGAUGCGCAAACGAUUUAUAACACAAAAAUCGAACAAUGCGCAACUGUCUUACGAAAAAGGUCAAAAUUAACAACAGUGAUGCGCAAACGAAGAUCGCCCCUAAUAACUCUGUCAAUAUUCAUCUUUUCCCUCUCUAUUUUUUUCAAUCGGGUUUUGUACAACACAUAUGUAGACAAAAAUUUAAUUUUCAUUUUCAUCUCUUAAUCACUGAAAACAAUAACUUUAGUUUUCCAUUUUUUAAAAUUUUCAAAAUAGCCAUUUUGUUAAAUAUAUUAUUCUAAAAAUGUUAAUGUUAUAGUCACUAAAAAAUAAAGAAAAUAGGCGUGAAAACAAUUAAUAUUCAAUAGAAGAUGAGGAAUUGCCGUACUUCCUUAUCGUGUAACGUGGUAUUCUAUUGAAAAUUAAUUGGUUUCACACCAAUUUUUUAGAAAUUAAAACUGCUAUUACUAAGAAACUAUUAAUCGGAUAUGAUUGUAUGUUACAUUAAAAUUUUUAGAAUAGUAUCUUUUACAAAAUGGAUCUUUUAAAAAUUUUGAAAAAUGAUAAAAUAAAAAUUUAUUUUUUUUUCAAUAAUUAAGGGAUAAAAUACUAAUUUAAUUGUUCUUUACAUUAUUUGUCCCCCCACGCACAAAGCCCGAUAAAAAAAAAAUGCAUACAAAUGAAUAUUGAUAGAAUUAUUAGUAUAAAGAUAACACUGUAAGACACCCUGCACGUACAUUAUUAUUUUCAAAAAAUGAUCGUUAUAUACCUCCACAUAAAACGGAUAAUUCGAACAUUUCGUCAUUUAGUUUGCGUGCAGGUGUUUCUAAACUAUCGGCCGAUUCUAAUGUAAUAACUUUUACUACUGCUGUAAAAAAAAAAAAUCAUUUUAUCAUUAUAUACUGUAUUAAUAUGAUAUAGUUUCCUCACUCCGCGUAGCUCACGUUUAUAUAGAUUAUCAAAAUAACCUAGUUNUUUUUUUUUUUUUUUUUUUUUUUUUAUUGAGAACGUUUGGAAAAAUAUAAAAAAAUGAAUUCAUUAAACCAUAUCCUUCUUCUUAACGCGCGUUUAAUAUAAUAUAUUAUAUAUUAAUAACUUAGGAAUACGAGUUCUUUGAGGACAUUACGAAAAUUAAUCGUUCGAAAAAAUGUAACUCGCGCGCGGUCGACGUCCUUGGGCGAUAGAAAAUAAAGAUUAGAAAACAUAGUAUACGCGUAGUUGUAAUAUCUUAAAGAGAUUAUUUAUGUCUUCUGUGAUGUUAAUAAUUUAGUGGAUAGUGAAAAUGUUAAAAUACAACAUUCAAUUACGUCUCGUGAUAAGUAUACCUGGGACAUUAAUUCGAUAAUUUUGUUGAAACCUGUUAAAUCCAUUACAUCGUAUCGCUGCAGCGAUCCACAAACUACUAAAUUUUAUUUUCAAAAUUGAUAAAAAAAACUUUCACCGUUUAUUCGAGUAAAUCAUAUUAUAAGCGACUCAAUCAAUAAACAAAUGUUUUGACACGUCGGUGUAAAUAUAUGUAUAUAUAAUCUGCAUAAUAUUACGUUUGUGUAAUUCAUUUUUCAUUUUUCAGUCGGACUUAUUUCGAUUUUGAUUAGUUUAUUAUCUAUGAGUUAAUAACAUGUAGAAUUUACUUAGACGUAUACACCACGAAAUAAUGCUACAGUUGGCUACCGUAUUAUUUUCCACUGUGUUUUUAAAUUUUGAGUGGGUGAAGAAUAUAUUGGUUUUACUAUGUGUUUUUUUUUUUCUAUUUCAGUAAAAGUACGACUACUCUACUUAUUUUUUUCUCGUUAGGUUCUGUUUUUAUUAAAAUGUGUUUGACUUAUUAUACGCCUAUACUGUUUGCUUGUUGCGUAACAUAAUAAAACCUUUUCUAAUCCGGUUGGAUAAUACGACGACGACGACGCGACGCUCGAUCAAAUACUCGUACAAUAUAAUAUUGUCAAUUGAAUUAUAUCAAGUCAAUGUUUGUGUAGUCACGAAAAAUUCGUUUCAGUUAAUUCAAUUACAAAUAAAACGACCACUGCGGGUAUGAAAAAGUGAAGCGAUUUUGUAUUGUUGUUGAUUUUUUGUCGGUAUACCCGGUACUAUCAUCGGUUCGGAUCCAGCGUAUUCUUCUAUACGGCCGUAAUUUAAAAAAAAAAAAAAAAUACACUUAAAAAAAAUAAAUACAAAUUAUAUUUAAACCGGAUUUUCGGAUUUGUCUUGAUUUUACGAAGCAACUACGCAAAACGAAAUAAAAUCGAAUAUUGUAAGAGCAUCAAAUUAAUUGGUGGAAAAUUCGACUUUAGUCACGGAGUUCUACUGCUACUCAUGUGUUUUGUUUUGGAUGUGUAAAUAAUUUUUCUACCAGAAAUCUCAUUCUAAUUAAAAACAUUACAAGAACUUUUUUUUAGUAUUUUUGAUCCAGGUAUUAAGGUGUUAAUUAUUUAUUUUUCUUGCAGUUUUCUUAAUAAAUAAGAAAAACUGGUAACUUUUGUUAUAAUUUAUGUUGAUUUCUGGGUUACCUUUAUUAGCAACAAUAAAAAAAAAUACGACUAAUAAUACUUUGCUGAGAAUCGUAUUUUAUUAGUAAUAGUUUAUUAUUGAAUACUGAUAUCAAUUAAAUUAUUCUAUACAUCCUCCUUUUUAACUUCCUUUCUAAAACAAUGACAUACCCUCCUAAAAAAGUGAUAUACUCAUUAGCAGUUUCAGCCUUUUAGAUUCUGAGCAGAGCAGUGAGGAAUUUAUUGGUUUCACAAUUAUGUUUUUUAUUUUUAUUAUUUGUGAACAACGUUUCUACUAAAAAUCUUGCUUCGAUUUCCAAGUGUAGUACUUUUUCUGAACGGAAAUUUGACUGCUAUAGUAUUUUAGGGUUAAUUUUUGAUUUUAUCAGGGUUUUUUUUUAUAAUAAAUGGAAACUCCGAAAGAACCAUAGGAAAACCCGGAAAAUGUACAAAAUGUAUUCAAAUCGUAAAUAUUAUGACUCCGCUGACUUCGCUCAGAAUCGUUUUUUGUCAGAAAUGAUAAAUCGCUGCGUACAUAUAUACAUUAAAUUUCCUUUAUACCUUCUCAACUUUUCACCUACACCAGUAGCCCACAUAUUGUGCAAAGUAUGCCUGUUUGUUUUUCUAUUGUUUUUUAAUGUAAAUACAAAUUACGAUAUAAUAAACGACUUAAUAGCCCGUCAAUUUAUAUUUUGUUACUUCAAGUAUCAAAUAUGUUAUGUCCGAUUUGUCAUUAAGGUAUUUGGUAAUUUUGUUUAAUGGUUCGUCUGAAUGUAAUAUUACAUAAAAAAAUUAUACUCCAUUACCCUACUAAAAAAAAAUUAAUAAAAUCGCCGUUAUACCUGUACAUAAUAAAAUAUACCUUAUACAAAUAUAUAUGGCAAAAUAUCAAGAAAUCAUUUUAAUAAAUAUAAUUUUAAAAAACCAAGGUGAUCGGUCUCGAGAAUAUAAUAUAGGCUACCGCACGGGUCGAAGGAAGUAUUUUCAAUAGAAUAAGGUCGAGAUAAUAUCUGUGAUUUAAAUUAAAUUAUGUAUCGUAUUUAUAUUAAAGGCGUUGUACUUAAUAUUAUUAGUAUUAUAUAUACAGUGGUAUCCUUGUUAAUCUUGAUUUUAAUUCGCAUAUUAUAAUAAUUAUCGAGUGUGUAGUAUAUUGUUUUAAAAACCGGUCGUUUUUUUUAUAAUUUUAAAAAUUCAAAUAGAUAAUACGCGUAUACGAAUAUACAGCUCAAUAUACUUAUAUCGACUCUCAUAUUUUAUGUAUUUAAGGUUAGGUUAGGUUAGUAUAGUCUCUUGAAUCGGAAGAAAUAUUUGGGUUUGUAUUUUGAAUAAAAUGUAUUUAGAUCCAUCUAAAACAAACAAAAAUGACUUUUAAAACUGAUUUUAAAAAUAAAAGGCCUGUAUAACAUUAUUUAUUGUAUACAAUUCGUAGAUUACGACGUUUUAAAGAGAACUCCGUUUGCGUUUUACAGUUACUCUCUAAAUAUUCAACUCGUUAUCGAAAAAGUACGAAAAAUCGUGUUUUGCAAUUUUGUAUUGUUUAAAUUUUCGUCUUUUUUUAAUAAUCACCGACCUUCAAAAAAAGACAACGAUGUUAUCAUAUUGUCUUUAAAAUUUUAUCAUUUUUUAUUUUAAUCUUUUAUAGAAAAAUAUUUAGAAUCUAUAAUUAUAGAUACUAUACAUUUGAUAGUAGAAGGUUCACGAAAAACAGGAAAGCAUGAUAGAGACAGCUAUUGGAACUAUCCCUAAAAUUGCUGUCAUUUAUAAAUCGUAUCUCUAAACCGAAUUCAAUAGCCUAUUCGUAUAAUACAUUUUUGCUACAUUGUCUGUUAUAACGAAAAAUAGAGAUGGCAAAUGCCACUGUGAUGGCCUCUUUAAUAAUUGUUUUUUCCUGGUUGCAGACACGUAUAAUCGUAUGACAAACGUCGCAUAUCCGAUAAUUGUUUGAAUUGUAUUUACGAAUAGAUACUUGCCCAAUUUAUCUAUAUAAAAAAAAAAAAACACCGUAUCGUUUACCAUCGUAACAAUGUGAUAUGUUUGCAUGUAUGGUAACAUAUCAAUAGAAAAACGUAUAUGACGAAAUCGAGACGUUCGUUUAAAAAAAAUGAUUAUACUAUGACCGAGAAGGUGUUUUUUCAAGAUAAUAUUAUGUUUCCGAUUUAAAUUAGCUAGGUAUACAUUUUAUUAUUAUUUCACUCUAUAAGAUCGCAUUACAAUGUAAUAUAACAUUAUUAUAUUUUGCACGUGGCAUUUAUGUACACUCGGUGACAUAUCAACUCGUAUUACCAAUGUUGACAUAUGUUGAUAUCGUUCAAAAUAAAUAUAAUACGAAUAUUUCGAAUUACGUUUCACAAUAAAAAUUUCACACUGAAUCAGAUAAAAAAUAUCUGAUCAAAUUUGAAUCUGAAAAUUGGCCGGAUCCAAAUCUAACCGAACCUUAUCUACCUAAACUUUUUAAUAAUAUUAUGAAUAAGUAUUAGUAUCACAUAGUAUAUUGUGGUAUUAAUAUCCAACGUUUAAAAUGUCCCGACAACAAUUUACUCGUAUUGAUAAUACCCAUACCGGUAUUUAUGAGUUUUUUUUAAUUUGUUUGUUUUAGGUGGUCCAGAAAUGGGCUCGACUAUUACCAUAUAGUUUGAGAACGUUACCUGUCAUACGACGACGUCCGUCAUGAACUGCAAUUAUUUUUCAUGGAAACUAGUGUUGGUCACUGUGGUAUGUUUCGCGUGCAGGACCGCGGGCCAUGUGGCACUCACAUUUCCACCAGCUCGAUCGUACGACCUCGACUUCCUGGACACGAGCCGAACACCCGGCCCAUGUGGUAUGCCCAAAGGUGAGUGUCUCUAUAAGCAUAAUGAAAUGUAUACCAUUUUUUUCUUCUUCUCUAGUUUCUGUAGGCCUCUGAAAAAUGUCCCGUAUCUUAUAUCCAAUGCUCCAUAAUGUUCUUUGUUAUUGAUUUUUCUUUUCAGUUCGAACCUAAGUCUGUGGAAGAAAUUUCACAUAAUGUUUUUAUUACAUAUUUUCUUAUCUCAUUCUGAAUAUUCCCAAAGGAUUUUUACCACGCGGAUUCCUAUUCUAUACGCCGCUUUUAUCGUAUAGCUUAUUUUGAAUCUUAAAUAAGUGUAUCGUGAUAUAAUAUACAAUUGUAUCUAAGGUACUGUUCAACCCUACUUAUGUUUUGGAAUAAGGUUCACUUUCUUUUUCCUUCUACACUCUCUGCUGUCUUUUAUAUUUUGUUGGUCCGAAAAUUUUUUUUUUUCUUUCUAGAACUUUUUCUGGUCUAAUUUUCUGCUAGUGACCUAAAUGUUUCCGUUCCGUGCAGGAUUACUGGACCAAUCAAAUCAACAUAAUAAAAUAUUGUUUUUUUUUUAAAUUUAUUUUUAACUACCUUGACAAUGAUCAUUCUUUCAAUUUUUUUAAAGCAAAUAAUAAACUAAUGAAAUAAUAUCAUGGUCCUACAAUUCACAGUUUAACACGUAUGUCGUAUAUACGAUAAAGAGUAUUUGUACAGCUAAUGUGUUUUUUUUUAUAUAUAUAUAUAUAUGUAUACUCUUCUUCAUAACUACGUUUAUUAUAAUAUAGGUACACAUAACAUUAUUAUUAUAUUAUUUUCAUACGUUACCCGCAUUGCGCAGUGUAUGUAUAAUUUAUUACGUGCGUUACAAACAAUAGAUAUACUGCAUUGUGCGCUGGCAGCCGUUAAGUAUUUUUUUUUUCACGAAAUAUCUUCUCUCGGGUAAUUGUCUUGAAAAGUCAUCGUAUAGGUAACACAAUAUAACAAAAUGGCCUACUGAUGCAAAAUAACUAAUUUUGUUUCAUAACGCCAGAGUAUAGAUAUAGGUACACACAAAAGGCGUCCGUAGUAUAAUAUUAUUAUUUAUUAUUAUUAUUAUUAUUAUAAUACGUAGGCAGAUGAGGUUUUAUUAUUGUAAUAUCCUGAGGGAGGACAAUCAAUCGGGAGCAUAGGUCUGCCGAAGGACACACACGUCUUGUUUGUAAGUUUGAAUAAUAAUAUGUACUAAUAAUACAAUUGGAUUAAUCAGUUUAAAAAAAAAAAUAGGUACCUACGCUCAUGUGUGUAUAAAUAAAUAAUAUAUUUUAUAAUAGAAUAGUCGAGAAUUAUUAUUAUGUUAGCAAUACGUGUGCAUGAGAUUGAGUUUAUCUUUAUAUAAGGGUUACGUUGAUUUUUCUGUAUAGGUAAUAUUGUAUUAUAUAUUAUUGUUUGUUGUUUGUCGGAAAUAUUGAACUGUGUUGGUUUGAAAUUGAUUUUUAAAAUUACACUCAUAGAUUAAACCGAUUUCAGGUAUAACGUAUGCGCUUUAAAAUUCUUUGCGAAGUGAGGAGUCGAUUAGUUUUACUAGUAUGUUUUUUGUAUCUGUAAUCGACUUUACUAUCAAAAAUCUUGCUCCAAUCAAAAGUUAUAACUAAUAAGACUUUGUUCAGAAUUAUUUUUCGUAAGCAAUAGUUUAUCAUUUCGUACAAAUGACUCCGUAUAUGCUUCUUUCUAAAUUAUAUUCAUAACACACUCAUCAGCAUUGGAACUUUUUUUUAUUCAAUUGGACAAGGGAUUCGUAUAAUAGCUACUUAUAUUGAAAAGUUUAAAAAAGUGUCAUAUAAUACAACGAUUAAUAAAUGUUUUUGUUUUUGAUAAAAUAAAAUAGUGUUCACAUAAAAAAAGAAUAAUACAGUUAAUAGGUACGCCAUUGUUUUAAGAGGGAAAUUGAAAGUGGGGAUAUACAGUAAUACAAAGUAAUCUAAUCUAUAUAUCUAUACGAAACGUUUAAUCAUUGCUAAUGAAAAACGAUUCUGACCAGAGUAGUUGUAUUUUUUCGUUUAUCAUUAAGGUAACUUCGAAAUCAACAAAAAUAUUAUUUUUCCAGUAAUUAAGAAAGCACAAAAGCAUAAAUUAUCAUAACAUUACGUUCUAAAUGCACCAACUAAAUUAAAAAUACUAUUAAAAAGUGCAUAUAACGUUUUUGAUUAGUGCAAAAUUUCUGAUAGAAAUCUUAUGUAUAGACACAAAAAGAAAACAUUUAUUCUUUUAGAAUCCAAAACAAUCAUAGCUAAAUAUAAGAGAGAUUAUUUUAUUGAUUUAUUGGCUCGUGAAAUAUUUGUUCAUGCCAUGAAUAACGUGAUAAAUAUUUGUGAUAAUAUGAAAAAUGAUUAUACUUGUAAAUGAAAUAUUUGAAAUUAAUCGCAAAUUGUUUCAGGUUUCUAUAUCAUCACUUGCUGAUUUGACAUACCUUUAAUGAACUAUCUAAUUUUUUUUGUUUAAAUAUAUAUAUAUAUAUAUGAAAACAAAAUCCAUCCAUACAUACAAAUAGGUUUUGUUUUUUGAAGGAAAAAGCGGGGGAAAUUCACAGUAUGUAUACCCGUUUCUCAACAAAAUAAACUUCAGUUAUUUCAUCUUCAAUAUCUAGCAUGUUAAAUUUUUUUUCUGAUCACGACAACUGUUGAAAUGAUGUUAUAUAACGAUUUGAAUAACAGUAAAUCGAGUUCGUAUUUCGAACGAUUUAUAGUACCCACUUAUUGCAAUGUCUUUGAACAAAAAUACACAAUCAUCAUCACGACCGUCGAUCGAAUAUCCAAAAUCUAUACGUUUAUAUCUUUUGCUUGGUUCAAGAAGGACCAAUGUACAAAAACAAAAAAAAAAAUAUGCAUUAUAACGACUAUGGACUUUACGCUAGAUUUUUGGAAUCAAUUUAUUUUUUUUAAUUUGUUUUUUUUUACAUAGGCCCAUUUUGCACCAAGCCACAUAUAUAUACAUUCAGUUUUUAUCGUAUUGAUUUUGAAUUACUUAAGAGUUUUUGUAUUCUUCUUUGCCAUUGCCGCAUUAUUAUAUAUGUGAAAAUAAUGAAAACUCAAGAAGUAUCUAAUGUUUGUUGCACAAAAAAAAAAAAAAAAAAAAAAAAAAACGUACGCAUUUUGGAUUUUUAAUUUGAAAUUAUUUGUACUCGAAUACAAUUAUACAUAUAUACUAUUAUUAUUGUAACCCAGUCAUUGUGGAAUAACAUAAUAUGAAUGCAAUCAACAGAAUAUUAUUAUAAGGAACAUCGUAAUAUAACAGUAUUCGUGACAAAGCGAAAACGGUCUUACGAUGUAGAGGAAAUCGUUUUUAUAUUCAGCGUUAGAUUAUUAGAGGAGUUCAAUCUAUAAAUAAAAAUAUACCAAUCCGUCGGAAUAAUAGUAUUGCAUUUAAUUUAGGUACAGUUAUAUUUUACUUGUUCGUAUUUACUAUGAUAUUCAUGUAGCUAUAAGGGCCAAGGUUUAAACUCGAGCGAAUGCAUUGUAGAUAUAGAUUACAUAGCCAAGUAGGUAAUGUUUACUACCUACAAUUCGUAACAUGAAUAAUAUUUGUGUAUAUCUGCAUUAGACGAUUGAACUAAUAGUAAUUUUCAAUACGGCAAUUAGUUUAUUAUUAAUUUUUUUUUAAAGAUCAAGCCAACACUUGUUUAGGUUUUUUCCUAACAUUUUAAAUUAUCGUAAGUUUUUCUGAAAAUCAAUAAAUUAGAAAACACCUACGGGAUGGUUUCUUAAAUAUAUUUUGUAUAAAUUUGAUAAUAUUCAAUUUCUUUUCUCCGAGCAGUUAAAAACACCUUUUCCCUGUAAUCGUUUUUUUUUUUUACAGAUACAUACUGAAGUAGCAUAUAUAAGUAGUACAUAUUUAGUGUACGUACUUUAAAGAAACUGUGUUUGUAUUAGUGAUGGGCACUUCUAAUUGAUUUAAACUAUCGAUAGUUUUCAAUAGUUCGGAUAAACUCUUUAUAUAGUAUGUCAUUCGAACAGUUUUUUUUUUUUUUCAUAACUACAUAUUAUAAACUAUUCAAAUAGGUAGCUUUUAAUCUGUCAAAUACUUGAAAUGCGAUCAAUUAUCGAACAGUUCAACAAUUACUAUUCGGUUAUGCCCAUCAUUGUUUUUUAUAAUUGUAUAACAUCCUUCGUGUUUACGAUAAAUUCAAUUAUAUACUAUAAUUCGAAUUUGAUUGUACCACUAACUCAUAGAUACUAUUGUAUUAUUAUAAUAUUAUUACACGAAAACCAAAAAAAUAACAAUUCCUGUACAAUAUUCGUCAUAGACAUCAUACAAUCGGUGUACCACAAAAUAUUAUUAUUACAUUAUUAUGUUGCAACGAUAAAAAAAAAAAUCUAAUAAAAACACACAUAUAUUUAUACAACGAUGUAUGUAUAUAUAUACAUACAUCGUUGUAUAAAAGUGAUUUAACUAUACUAUAUUAUACGAGUAGGUGCUAUUACAGGUGUUACACAAUAGUAAUGUGUCGUUGGUCUCGAAUACAUCAGUUCGCCCGAUGGUAAUCUAAAAAAAAAAAAAAUAACAUUCAACACUUUUAUUGGUAGGCAUAGGCAUAUAGGUUUUAUAUACCAUCGUGAUUUUUUUUUUUUUUUUUUUUGUAGACGAUGUACUUAUAUAUAAUAUUACAACGGUAGAGUUUGUUCGUCCGCUAUUGGAAUCCCGUCUGGCCACUUUUCCCCCUCGAUUAUAAUAAUAAUAAUAAUAAUAAAAAAAAAAAUCUGGUUUAUUUAGUACGCGCGGUGUACACCGUGGCCCGGCAUUCUUGUUGCCAUUGGUUUUUGUUUUGUGUUUUAUUCAUUGAAAAUCAAAUAUUAUUAUUUCUAUUAUAUUCCACACACACCCCCCCUCCUCUCCUGCGGAGGAAUUAUUCGAUUAUAAAUACACAUUCAAAGCUCAACAGUAACUAUAGUUUAACAAUUUAAAAGUUACAUAACAGUAAAUAGUUACUUCUUUUUUUUUUUAUAUUCAUUUUGACUUUAAUACGUAUAUUCUAUAUUAGAGUAAAAAAUCCUCGUACCUAUAUACUUAUAAUAGUUACUAUUUUCCUAAAAAUGUGUAAUUCGACUUAAUAUUAAUCGUUCAAAUAUAUUUAUAUUUUAAAAUUAACUUUAACUUAGUUUAGUCAGUUAUUUUUCUCAAGAAAAUUCAACUUAAACUACUUACAUAAAUUGAUACUCGCCUAGCUCUGGUUGUAUAUUAGGAAAAUAGACUUGCUCGGUAAAAAAAAUUGCUAGUACAUAUUUUGUACGAAAUGAUGUAAGACGAAAUCGAAAGUUUCUCAUGCAGUUUAGUUAUACCUAGUUUGCAGUGUCGAUAGAAAGUUUUAUUUAUUUAUUUAUUUUUUUUUUUUCAAGGAAAUUAACGAUUGACCUCGAAUCGAUUUGACUUCUCUGUGGAACGCGUAUUUCCGUAUAAAUAAUAUCUGAACUCGACAGCUGCAACAUCUAUCGUUUAAUGUGUUACUACAACUGUAUACUAUUAUUUUCUAUUUCGUUUUAGCGGGUCACUAUAAGUGAUUGGUGUUAUAACCAAUAUUAUUAUCAUAUUGUACAUAGAUAAACGACAUAGAUGACGACUAAAGAUUUAUACAGGAUUAGAAUAUAAAAAAUAUUUUCUAUUAUUUAGAUAGUAUUAGUAUAUAAUAAUGACAAUUCAUAAAAACAGAAUUUAAGAAGAUACCUAUAGACAAUUCAGAUUUAAGAAAUACAUUAUUAAAUAUUUAGAAUCUUAUAAGUAGGUACCAACUAAUAAGUAUGUCUAGUAAUUUGUUUUGAAUAUGAAAAAUCAGUUUUCAUAGUAGGGGUAAACUAAUAUAAUAUUGUGAUACAUGUUUGCGAUUACCAAAAAUGAUUAAAAAAAAUAAAAAAAAAUAUUAGACAACUUUUGAGGAAUUAUGGUAUAAUAUAAUUAAUAAUAUAUUAAUAAUAAUAUUCAAUACCUAUAGAAUUUAUUAUCUACAUAAUUAAUAUAUAUAGGUAAUUAAGAAAAAAAAAGAUGAUGAAAUAUUUUGACUUUAUCUGGAUAAAAUAUAUAAAAUUAUUUUAUCUAUAUAGAUAAUCCCGACACAUCUGGUUUAUAAUGUAGGUAUCGUAAAAACAUUGGUAACGUAUUUUGUUCGAUCUUUAUUUAUUCCAUAAAUACUUAUAUGUACAUACCUAAUGUGUAAAUAAAUAUAUACUCACAAACAUGUGUUCCAUAUUACGGCAAUAAUUGUAAUAAUAAUAAUAAUAAUGAUAUUAUUAUUAUCUUUAACUUAUACGGGAGUAUAGGUAUACCAAACAUGAGACUAGCCGUUCGCCGCUACACGGGAGAAUAAUUAUUAUUUCAUUUUCAUAAACGAAAACAACCUUGAACGUAUAUAAUAAUAAUAAUAAUAAUAAUAUAUACUAUAAAGAAUGUUAGGAACGUACCUUUAUACCUGUACAUUAUAAUGCUAUGUUAAAACCGAAAGUAAAAAAAAAAAAAAAACAAUCUCUCGGGAGGACCCCGCCCGUUUGUUUACCGCCCGAAUUAUUACGUUCCGUUCAGUUGGUACAUUUGGAUAUUAUAAUAUUCGAAAACUCGUCUUCAGACUCCGCGACUAUAUAGACACACAGCUAUAUAAUAUUAUUAUAGCGUUCGUUUUAUUUUUAUUUCAAAUCGUUUUCAAUAAUAAUUAUUAUUAUUAUACACAACGUCCCGUGUAGUCUAGGUAUACCUAAGCCUAUAUUUUAUUUUUUAAUACAUCUAUGCGAAAACCACAAUCGGUUGUAAAGUUUUUUUUCUCAUAAGUGUUCGUGAGAAGCGAAAGGACCGUGUACCUAUAGGUACCUAUAAAACACGAUAUUUUAUUGGUACCUAUACCUGUAUAAUAUAUUCGAGAUUCAAGAGGUUCGCUACUACAAAAGAGCAAUACUUCUUAGGUCGGUAUAACAGAUUCGUUUCCAAUACAAUAUUAUUAUUAUUCGGUGCUCGUUUAAACGAUGUGAUAUUCAAAAAAAAAAAACGCACGUUGGGAACACAAUAAUAAUAAUAUGAGAAAAAAAAUUGCAUAUAGGUACGUUUACAACUGACUAUAUGUGCACAGUAGUUACUUUUUCCUUUCCUUUUCGUCCGUUUUUUCUUCUUAAAUUGGUCUACUUUUUAUUAUUAUUAUUAUUAUUUAUACUCUCUAUUUUUUUUUUUCAUUAUAACACUGCCCGAAUGAUGAUUUCCAUAUAUUAUAAUUGUUAUUCAUGUACAAACGCACAUAUACUUUUAAAUUAUCAUAUUAUAUAGUUACGACGGUAACGCGCGUAAUAAUAAUUUAUCAUGGAAUAUUGUAGUGCGUACACUUUUUUGAUAAUGCUUACGCCGGCGUUUAUCGACACUAAUAUAAUUCCAUAAAAUCGUAUAUUAUAAAAUUAUUGUAAUAACAUCGAUUUACAAUGAUCACAUUGGAUAGGUAUUGGUACCUAGGUACAUAUGUAAAAUACACUUGUAGGUAUAUCAUAGGUGAUAAUAUGCGCUGCGGAUACUCCAAGAAUACUGCACGUAACAGACUAAAAAUAUGAAAGUUUAAGUCAAUGGUAUGUCCCAUAAGUAUAUGCUAUAUGCCUACGAUUCGACAUUAAUUUUAUAGACCGAAUCGUCCAAAUCCUACCUACCUAUCUCAUACGAUUAUAAAAAUAAUAUACCAUAACGUCCAUAACUAUAUAAUGAUGAUACUAUGUGGUUUCGAUGUUAUACGUUGAGACUUAUUAAUAAUAAUUAGGUACCUUUCGAGCGAUAUAUUUAGAAGUAUAUCUACAAGCACGUAAAGCAUUUUAAAUCUGCCUCGAAACCAUAAAGAGUGUGGCAUUGAUCAUAGUGAGCUGUAAUGUCUACUUUUAUUCGUCUUCUUUUUUGUAAAAUAAACCCUAAUUAAUCGAUUUGCAGCAAUCCUCUGCUCAUCAACAGUACUCGUCUUCCUCUUAAUUUCUUCAAACGAAUCAUAUUCUUGGCCCAUCACUAUAUUUGCCGUGUAUACUGUUACCAUCACACGGUCUUCCCCUAUAAUUAUUUUUACACUACACACGACACCUAAUUCUGUAAUUAAUCCAAGCAAUCCACCAUGUUUCAGUACAUGUUCAAUCCAUUAGUUACUUCUUUCCCUGAUAAUUUUCCACAGAGCUCUUCUGAUAGUUAUUUCAAUACAUCUUUGUUAGUCACCAAAAUGUAUUAUAUAUAUAAACAAUUCUGUCUGACUGAUCUUGAGUACUUAUCUGUUGUAUGUCUCUUAUAUAUCAAAAACUUCUAUUCUUCUUAGUUCUUCUGUAGCUAUCGUUUGCGUUUAGCCACCAUGAAACAUUGUAAUCAAUCCAAAAUUUGUUUUUAGACGUUUUUUUUUCUUAUAUGUAGGCUCAUAUUUUUGAAGGAAAGGUCCCCUUUUUUCGAUUAGUCCUUAAAAAUAAAGAAAAUUGCAUUGUGUUCUGCCUGUUGUACACAUGUAUCUUUUUCGGUACUUUUAAACACUUUUAGCGGCUUCCUCUAAAUUAAACGAUUUUAAAUUCGGGAAUAAAAUUGGUUUUAUAGAUUGAAGUGACACAAUUUUGUAUCCAAGCCGCAGUUUAGAAACCUAAUGGUAUAAUGAUAUGAAUAUAUGUAUUUUUAGGUUCUGAGCAGAGCGAGGAAUGUUUUGGUUUAACAAUGUUUAUUUUUUUUCCGCGAACAACUUUUUUUAUCAGAAAUUCAGCUCUGAUUUUCUGAAAAGAAAUUCUACUGGAGUGAUACUUUAAGUAAAGGUCAUCUUUUUUGAUUUUUUCGGGGGUUUUCAUAAUAAAUGGGAAAACGGGAAAAUUUACAUUUUCAAAUCGUAAAUAUUACGGCUUUUCAGAACAUUUAUAACCGAACUUCGUUUAGAAUCGUUUUUCGGUAGCAAUGAUUAAUCGUUGCGUACAAUUAUACAUUAAAUAUCCCUUUUGCCUUCCCAACUUCUCACAAAUAACAGUAGCCCAUUCAUCGUGCGAAGAAUGUUCGUUUUUUCCAUACUAACUAUAAUAAACUGUAGGAAAAUGUAUGUGAUUUAAUUUUGUUUUUCGGCUCUGGGGGAUCAGAACCUCUAAACCCUCCCCCUCAUGAAUAUACCUUUAGCUAUGUGUACGGAUCUUCGCUCUUACAAUUGAUCUCUUUCCUCGUAGACGGAUUCUCGCCGACAGUUUAUUUAUAAAGCAAUAGUGUGCCAAUCGGUUUGUCGGAAUAUUCUCUUCGCACCAUAUAGGUACGAUACGAUACGACACCAUAUAUACUCAUGAAAGCAUAAAAAAGAGGUACUCGAUGUUAGGUAUGUAUUUACUAUUAUGAUAUAUUAUUAAAAUUACCGUCCGGUAUAAAUCAAUGUAUUAUGAUAACAAUAAUAUUUUAUAUAUUUAUACAUAUAUUUCCGUUUCGGAGGCACGUCCACGAGUUGCAUAAUAUUAUAAUAUUUCAUUCGAUAUUCGUAUACUCCUCUCGUAAACCUAUCCGGCGAGUAUUAUAAUAAGCACGUUUGUAUUUAGAGGAUACGCGUGUGCACGGCUUACGUAUACACGCUUUCGUUUUAACCGUCCGUCGACCGAAACCGAAAAAUUUAUCAAUUUGGGCGUGUGUUGCUGUGCAUUGCGAUUAUCAUGAUAUAUUAUUAUAUACUGUCACGUAACAUAAUAUAUACAUAUACGUAUGUAUAAUUGAAAUCCCGUUUAAAAAACUGUUUGGAUUAAUUAACGCGCGCUUGCGCGCGUGUCUAUAUAUGUAAUUAUUUUCUUUAUUCCACCGAUCCCGCGCGAUGUUUCAGUUACACUUUCUCGUCGUCGCCAAGUACCAGUUUUGGUCGGAUGCGGCGCGAUUCGCUCUGCUGGAGAAAAUAUCUUGUGCGCGUGUUGGCUUUUCAAGUCCACGGCCGUAAAAGAAUUUUAGUGUCUAUAUAAUGUAAGUGUAUACAGGCAAAACAAAUUGAAAAACAAUACCUUUAUGACAUAUAUAUCGGUUUGCAUUGGUUAAUUCGUUUUAUAUUUUUGUGAAAUUAUUCGAUAGAAAUCGAUAAUCUCGAUAAAAAAAAAUGCAAAAUCUAUUAGGUGGUUACAAAAAAUAAAUCCAAAGGGGGGAGCGGAUCACUUGAAUACAUACUGAAUCCGGUUAAAACUGUAAAAUGUGUUUACAUAACAUAUCUUGAACCAUACAUAAACUUAGUACGUAAACUGCAUACGUAUCCCAUACCCUGCCUUACAUUGUUAUAAAGGGAUAGCCAAUAUCUGGGCACAUCGUAUGUGUAAUAUUAUAGGAUCUAAACCGUAUGCUAUAAUUUUCUAACAAUAUCUUAUUGAACUUCUCUAAGUUAAAAAAAGAGAGAGGCAGAGAGAGAGAGACCUGUAUUAAUGAGUAUACUAGUAUAGAUGAAAUUGCGUUUUAUGCUAUCAUUUACUAAUAAUUAUGGCUUCUAAACCCUUAUUCACUCUCACUCUGUCAUUAGUCCAUUUUUUUUUUUUUUUUUUAUUCUAAGAAUCGGGUACCAAAUGUAAAACUAAAAAAGUACGUCAUGUUUUUGUUAUUAAUAUUCGUUUUUACAUGUUUUUAUAACGCACACGUGCACUUGUUUGACGUAUUAAAAAUAUUUGACACGUUCUGGGAAAAAUUCGUUGCUAAAUGAAUAUUUUCAUUCUCAGUUAACUAUUUUUCAAAAUAUCCGGAAACACAAAUAUAACAGUACACUAUUCAGCAGGCGAACUUAUGUAUUUUUUUAUUGUAAUAAUUUCAUUAUUUCACAUUAAAAUGAUUAAUGUUUCGUUUAUGUAAUUAUUAUUUUACAACAAUAUAUAUGAUGGUAUCGUUUGAAAAUCAGUUUUUUUUUCUGUACUUAUAAUUUAUAAAACUCGGAAAAUAUACAUUUUAAAAAUAAGACAAUUAAUUUAAAACAGUAAUUAUUUUACAUGUCAAAGUGUCAGAAAACUAAUAAUACUUAAUACGUAAAUUGUUUUGACAUUAUGUUGUUGAUAAUAUUCACACAAAGUGAAUUUUGUCAUUGAGGAAAGAUAAGAAACGUUCAUUAUGCUAUUUGAUUAGGCUUUUGAUGCAACAUAUUUUAUUUUUGGAGGGAGUUAAUCUAAGUACACGAUUUGCGAUUUUUGUAACCAAUAUACUUCUUAGGUUUUAUAUUGUAUCUUCUAGAUUCUGAGCGAAGUAAGAAAUAUAUUAAUUUAACAAACUAUGAUGUGUAUUUUUUGUCUGUAGACGGCUUUUAUACCAGUAAUCUUAUUUCAAUAAAAAAAUAUUAUAGGAACUCUAUGUAUGUAUUAUUGAUCUAGUUAGUGCAUUGAGCCGGUCAUUUUUGACUUUCUUUGUAUUUUUCUUAAUAAAUGGUAAAAAUUGGAAAUUGUUUGUAUAAUUUUGGUCGAUUUCUGGGUUACCUUGGUAAUAACUGAAAAAAUACUACUACUAAUAAUAAUAAUAAUACUUCGCUGAGAAUCGUUUUUCGGUUGCAACGGGUUUUUCGUUGCGUGCCAAUAUACAUUAUAUUACUCUAUAUGUCCUCCCUUUACAAACCUCCUAAAACUGCGGCACAGCCAUCAGCCGUAUCUAUCAAUUAUUCCUUGCGCUAAAAUUUCGGGACAUUGUCAAUAUUGACGACUUGUCCGAAUACUCGUAACUGUUUUGUAUAAAUUUUCGUUCACAAGUACAGUGUGAAUUAAAAAUAAUUUUUCAUCAAUAAUAUUUCGAUAUUAUAUCAAAAAAUGUACGUAGUGACCCACAUAUACAUAUAAAUGUAAUACAGGUAGGCCCAUUUACGCGAUUUUUAUAGGAAAGAAAAAGCGACGACUUGUCGGACGUCUCAUGUAAUACUUAAAAUUCCGCAGAGAACUGCGUUACGACUAUACAACUUGUUAUUAGAAUCGUACAAUAUAUAGAAAUGGACAAAUAUACUCAAAUCGCGAUUCCGCGGGUCUGAGGUCAACGCGCAUUAGCCACCGGAUCGUUUUUUUCUUUCGGUUUUUUCAAGGGCCGCCGUAAGUCACUUCAAAAUAAAUAUCAUUUUAUGUUCAAUGGAUUUCGAAUAUAAUAUUAUUAUAAGAAUAUAGUAGUAGUAGUAGUAGUUUUAAUAAUAAUAAUAAUAAUAAUAUUAACUUUCACGUCUGCCGGCGAGAAGAUCCCACGACAAGCUCGUGACCGGUACGUGGCGGCAACGGCGGCGGGGUGAAACCGUACGCGCGCGCGUUAAACUACUCACGACAAGUUUUCUCUCCGCGCUGUCCAAAUAUUAUACGUUGUCGUUGCCUCAUCUCCAGAAUCAUCGUCCGUCUUCCUACAUACGUAUAAAUACAUAAAAUAUCAUUAUCACUGUUGUUGCACAUGUAUAGGUAGGUACAUACUCCUCGGAGGUCUUUCUCUUUGACGAGUUAUGUUGUUAUUUAUAUAUAUAUUUUUUUUUUUAUCAUUACAAUACAUCUUUGGCCUCAGGGAAGAAGGGCCUGAGUCGAAUUCCGUAGUAGAAAAAUAAACCCAAACUUCGGGUAAAUAUAUGUUUUUUCUAUUUAGCACGACUGUUUAUUAUUGGUUAAUUUAUCCGCUCGUUUAUCAAAUAUUACUGUUCUUCAAUGUAUGGCUUCGAGUGUUAAAAAAAUAUCAACAAAUCUGAACACGCGAAUUCGUUGCUGCGUAUGUGUAUUACGUUAAAAAUGAAUUAACCCGAUUUACCGGUAAAUGCCCGACACUCGUAAAAUAUUUUCUGAGUAGUACGGAACCUUUCUGCAGCUAUAUACCUAUUAUACAACGAUUGUAUAAUUGUAUAAAAUAAUUGUGUACACUAAUUUCCGUUCGAGUGUGUGUUUUACAAUAACAAUUGCACGGGCGUUAUUAAUCAAGAGACAUAUCGAGAAAAAAAACGCAUUGUUUUUUGUUCGACUCUUCAUCCUCACGGAAGACGUCGCAUUGUCGGUGGAAUUGUGCCCGGCAACCCGUCAUAAUACAGGCGCGGUAUAGAAAGCGCCUCCUCGUUACAAUUUAAAUUGGCUGCUUCGCGCACCAGUGAAAGUCCUCCGUGUACCGGGUGUGCGUACGCAAAUAUAAAUAUAUAUAUAUAUAUAUAUAUUUUUUUUCGGGAUUGCGUGCGUUGACUAACAAAACUGCGUGUGUAUAAUAUUUAUACGUAUGUUUAGACUUUCACGCGUGCCACUAUUAUAAUAUGCCCCCAAAGUUUAGCUCGAAAAUAGGUGUGUCUUCGAAGAGUGCGUAUGUCGAAGAGGACAACGUAUCGACUACGACGAUGAUUUUCUCUCUUCGAAACGCGUUUCGUCGACACGACGAUAAUAAUAAUAUUAGGUUUCGAAAUACCUACAAUGUAUACUAUGCCAUAAUAUAUUCUCGUGAUUUUAAAACCUACCGUCGGAUAUCUAAUGAAUGAUAUUUUUUACGCAACAGUUAUCGAACGUCUAUAAUAAUUCACUGUGCAGGUCACUUAUAUUAUAUCAUAUACCUAUAUAAUUUGCGUCUUCGUUACACUACAGCCGAAUGUUGUUUUUUCGAUUUUGUAGGUCUUGCGAUUAACGGAGUUUUGUUUUUUUUUUUUUUAUCAUCAGUAAAACAGUAUAUAUUUGACAUUCAUUGAAUUCGAUAAUAAUAGUGAUAUUUUAAAAAUCGUAUAGUAUACCCAGGUACCUUUAAUAACCACUAUUAUGUUUCAAAUUGUAUAAACUUUAUAGAAGAAUCUGUGGCUCUGUCUGUGAUGAAACACCAAAUAUUUGGCGAAGAAGAUAUGGAACAGGGAGCUAUGUACAUGCUCGUGUAAUAUAUCCAGUCACCAAUAAUAAUAAAACAGUUUAAUAUAUUAUAAUAUUGUUUUACGUGACCGUCACCGUAGCCAGCGUUAUUAUUAUCAUGUUAAAAUAUAAUAUUAUACGUGGGUACGUUUACUCAGCAAAAAUAUGUUACGCGGUCGUCGGCCGUAACAGGGGUAUCGCGCUACUGUCGUGGACUGGUGCGUUUAUUUUAUAUAUUAUGUAUAUUAUGUAUUACACAUUUAUAAUUAACAAUGUUUAAUGUGUUUAGACAUUUUCCGUAAGAUUUUUCUUUCCGAAACCGUUAGUUUCCUUUUUUCCGUUCCCCUAAAUGACUGUGUUUUCGCUUCACACCUUUACACCUAUUACAGGGCGUAAUGUAUAAUAUUGUUUCUUCGGUUUCGUUGUUUGAUACCGCAGUCCCAGUAUUUCUGUGAGUCCGUAGAAACAUUUGUUUCUAACUAAAUUUCUCAAUGCUAUACUCGCUUAUCAAUUUAAUUUGUUCACAUCAGUAUACUUAAUUCAGGAAAUUUCUGGUCGAUAAUGUCGAUCUUUUCCCUAAUGUAUAAAAUAUAUAUAACAUAAUAUACAUUAAUAACAUUGUCAAAUUAAAAAAAAAAAACUUACAUUUUUGUAAACGUCGUCGUCUCGUACAGGUUAUUAAAAACGUGAUCGCGAACGAUAAAUUAUAAUUUCACUUUUUUUGGUAAUAGGUACUUACGUUAUGAUGAGGAUAAUAUCUUAGUGAAAAUCGUAACGUAGAAUGAAUUACGUUGUUAUGUACCUAAUGAUUCCUUGUAUUCCUUCGUAUCGUAUAUUGUUUUGUUUAAGGUGUUUAAUUUAUAUGAUUAUUAUACAAAUUUUAAUCCAUUGUCGUAUAAUAUAAGACGGACGUUAAUUGUACGUAGUUUCAAUAACGAACACACGAAAUUCGCAUUUAUUAAGUAUCCACUACAAAGACUAUAUUAUAUUCAAAUCGCAAUAAGGUGUAUAAUUUUUUUACAAAUACCAAGGAUUUAUUCAGAUCAGAAGGUAACCAAAUUAAUUUAAAAUAAUAACAAUAAUAAUGCGAUGCAUACGAUUUAAAUCAUACCGCAAAACAGCUAUUGUUAUUAUAGACACACGAUUUUUUUAUUCAAUAUUUCUUUCUUUUAUUUUACAUUUUUACUUAAUCAUGCUUGCAAUUUUUUGAUUUUGUUGACAAAUGAUAAUGAUUUUUUUUUUUUAAAUCGCAACACGCCGUAAAUACAAACAAAACCUCGAGUGUAAUAAUAAUUUUUGUUUUAGGUACCUACAUAAAUUUGUUUUUUUUUCGCUUUGUUUAUUACGAGUUUUAUUAACUUCCGAAACAAUAUUUGUAAUUUUUUUGUUUUAAUUUUUUUAAAUAUCAAAAUGACGCUCAAAAAAACAUUUUUUAUUCAUCGAUAAAACAGGCACGAUAGGAUUCAGGAUUAAUAUAGUAUAUGAAUCCUGAAAUAUGUAUUAUUAUUAUUAUUAUUUUUAUGGCUAACGAUUCGUCGGAUCUCUUCGACUUUUCCUAUUAUCCAUAUUUAUUUACAUAUCAUUUCAUUCUCAAACAAACUAUACUUAAUUCAUUAAUCUAUUUUUGUGAAACAAUCACGUUUAUCAACUGUAGUUAACUCGAGUUUAUAGGUAUUGGUCACCAUAAUAUUAUAUUUGUAUUAGUAGUCAAAUAGUAAAUUGUAAUAUGCGUAUUAUAAUUAUAGGUUACAGACCAUUUUUUUUUUUUUGUAUUCAUGUGAUUUAUAUUCUAGAAAUAAUACAAAAUCACCGAGAAUUUUUUACUUAUACAACAGCACUAUAUAAUAUUUGAGAUACAUCAUUAUUAUAUCUUUUGGAAUAUAUUAUUGGUUCCAAUCGACGAAAAAGGGUUCAAAUCAAUUUUUCGUAUUUUUGUUUUCUACAAUUUUUUUUCUCUAUGACCAAAGAUAGGUAUACCUAACCUAUCUUAUACAAAUGUAUAAUAAUAAUUUAUCUUGUUCAUUUAUUCUUACUUCAAAAUAAGUCUAUUUAAGUUUUAUUUUUUGUAAAAAAAAAGUCGAAAGCUAUUACUUUUAAAAAAUUCCUAUAUGCAUAGCGACAGCAGGCCUGGCAGGAGCUAGCGCGUUUUUUGUCUCAAAAUUCGCCUUACAGAAAAAUCUCACAUGCCUCAUAGAGUAGUCCGAUUUCGAUGAAUAUUUUUUCGUUCGAAAAAAUAAGAAUAAUGACGCUUUUAGUAUACAAAUUGAAUCUCCAUAAAUUGUAUUAUAUUUUAAACUUCUCAACUACUACAACAACGACCUAGCUCGUGGUGUAAAUUACGUCCGGCUUUUAAUAUUUUAAUUUAUACGAUUUUGUUCGUCGUUAGACCUUCAAUGUCUUAAUUAUCAUGAUUACACUGAUGAUAAUUGUAUAAUUAUUAUUAUUAUAAUAGGUGUUAAAACGACGAGUGAUAUAAUGCAAUUUAUUUUGCUUACUGCAACAGUAUUUAUUUUAAAAUACAAAUAAUACAAUACUAUUUUAAAAUAGUAAUUUAUAAUAUUAUCGUUAUGUGUCUUACUAUAUUAUAUACAAUAGGUGAACAUUUUCCGUCGCUAUAUUGUCAAAGGAAAAAAAAAAUUAUGUAGGUAUAAUAUUAUAUUGUAUAAUAUAUAGUGUAUGUAACGCACCUAUAGAACGCCUCCUCUUUGGACCGACCUCGGAAUCGUUUAUGUACACCUGUAUAUUAUACAUUUUUACUCGAGAAACACGUUCGUUGCCUACGCAAAUCGCGUAUACAUUUCCACGGGUUGUACUUAGAUAUAAUAUUGUUGUGUAACUGUAUUUGUAAACGAUCCAGACGGCUUAUCCUUUCCUGAUAAAAAAUAAAUAAAGAACAAUUCGUACUGUUCACGAGUAAUCUAUAUAUUAUACGUAAAAUUAAGUACUAUUAGAAAAAAUACGUUCUGAUUAAAAGGACAUUUUUUUUUAAAUAUACAACGCAGGUUUAUUUAAUUUUUUGUACCUACAUACUUUCGACCUCACAGAAGUAUCCUUCUGUGGGGAGAUGUUGUCGGAGUCAAUUUUUAGCAUUUUUAUAUUCUGAGCUCAGCGAGGAAUGUAUUGGUUUUACUACUGUAUGUUUUGUUUUGUUAUGUUCCGUGUCUGUUCAUUAUAUUAGUGUAUUGGGAGGUCCUUUAGUGCAGCUUAAUUGCAUUUUUUUUAUAAUAAUGAAAACUCGGGAAAAAAAACGAAAGAAAACGGAAAAGUUUUUGAUAAUUUUGAUAAUUAUUUUUGAUUAUUUUUUUUUAGAUUCUGAGUUUAGCGAAUACAUUUAUUGAUUUUACAAAGAUGUUUAUUGUUUUUAUUUUUUUUUUUAUGUGAACAUUUUUUCUACCAGAAAGUUUACUUCGAUAAUAAAGUAUAGCACCUUUCUUGAAAGGAAAUGUUUUCUAAGUGCUACUUUAAAAAGGUAAUUUUUUGAAAUUCUCAAUCAUAUUCGAGAUAAUGAAGAAAACCUAGCUCUUUAGGUUAAAACAGAUUGGAAGAUUAAUAGUAAGGUUGUCAUUGGCAACCAUUUUUAUUUAUUUUUUGUUAUUAUUAAGUUUAUAUUAUUUUAUCUUUUUUAAAUAAUAGUUGUUGCAUGGGAAUGCACAUGUUUGUAAUCAUUUUACCAUAAUAUGACAUAUAUAUUAUUGACAAAGCAACACUAUCAAAUUUACCCAUUAUACGUAUACAAGCUUAUUCUAAACGUAGUUAAAUUUUUAAAAAAAAUCCGCUAUUAUUUAUAGGUAUUUGACAUUUUACUUUUUUGUGAAUAAAAUUAUUUUGAUAAAGUAAAUAACAUUUGAAAAUAACAUUCAUCAUAAAUUGUACUUAAUGGUAAAAAAAAAAAAUUAAGUGGUGUGUAGUAUUUUUUUUUUUUUUUUUUUUUUUUUUUUUUUAUUAGUGUUCAUUUGACGUUUUUUUCGUAAAAAUUCACGGUAUUUCAAAACAUGUUNAACUGAAAUUUUUUUAAAAUUUUACCUAUAGAUUUAUCAUUUAAUUUUUUUCUGUAUUUUUUAGUCUUAAAUGUAUAGGUAUAUGUGUAUUCAAACGUAUGUUAUUCUGAAAAUUAAAAUAUCUUAAUCACUAUGAUGUACUUUUUUUAGUAUAAAAUUCGUCACUCAUGGCCAUUUAGGAAUUCUAGAAAUUUUAUUUGCUUGUAUUGAAAACAAUACAAAAAUAGACUUAGCCCUUCUUGUCUAGGACCAAAUAACUAUAAUUGAAUUCGUGGUAAUUUCCGAACGAGUGUGCAAUAUACCAGUUACGGAUGUAGUAUUUAGGUGACUCAAUAAAGAAAAAAAAACAUCGAAAGUUGAGAUUAAUAAAUUAAUAUUUCUAUAACGGAAGUAACCGAUUAUAUUUUUUCCUUUGUAAAAUAAAAUAAAUUCAGUAUAAUAAUAGACACGGUCGUAUGAGUGUAUCUGGAUAGAUUUAUUGAGUUAAAAUAUCUAGAAAGGUAUAGUUUUAUCUAUGUUUCCCAAAUAAGGAAAUGAGAAAUACAUUAUCUGAGAUUAAUAAAAAAUCAAUUAGAUUAGCUAUUUAUAUCGAUCUAUUUUUAGGUUAUACCAAUCUCAAGAUCUUUUUUAAAUAUACAGAUGUACCACAUAUGGUAUAUUUUUAGCACUUAGUUUUUUUUUUUUUGAUAGGCUAUCAGAUGAGAACUAUCUUAUUCUAUUUAGAUAAAAUAUUACCGAUCAUUCAUAUUUAUAUAAGAUAUGUUUAUUGGGUUUUUUUUUUUUUUGUGAUAAUGAAUUUUUAAACUUUAAUAAGUUAAACAUGUUGAGUAACUUACUCACAAUGGAUUAUAAUACUACGUUUGUGGUGCUUUGCAUUGCCAGCUCGAAGUUUUAAAAGCGACCUAGUACAGUGGUUACAAUAAUAAUAUUGAAAACAAUAACCGAUUUCAAUGGUUUUUUUAUUUAAAAUAUUUUAUUUUUAUUUUUUUUUUUUUGCAUUAUUAUUAUACAACCUAGUGCACGGUUUUAUUUAGACGACUGCAAUUGUCGCGAUCGUUGCGUCACAACGCCACCAUAACGUUACCCUAUAGAAAAUCCGCAGGCUUUGAAGUUUUUUAAUUCGCAAUACCUAAUAGUUUUAAUAUUAUCUUCGCGGGCUUUUGUGUUCCGAAAUUCGAAUUCACACGACACAAUGGAUGGAAUGCGCACACUUGCGCGGUUUAGAACACUCGCGCGCGCGCAUACUUCUCUAUUUAUACCUUACCUACGUUAUACUUAAGGUGGGCGACGAGAAAUUAAAAGGUCAGUAGGUCUCCUCGCGGGUGUGACACUCAUAAUUAUUAUUGUAGGUACCUAACUAUUAACCACAACGCGCAUACAAUAUGACGUAUUUUAUAAGUGUAAACGCUUAUUAUUCAUUUUUUUUGUUCGUAUUACUACGGACCACGACGACCUACAAAAUCGGCAUUCCAUAUCGUGCAGUAACGACACGUCGUUGUCAGGAAUGCGUGUAUGCGACGAUAAUUUUUUUUGCCCCUUACUGCUACUCGUUUUUGUAUCCGGAAUUUCGAACAGUCCAAAACCGUCAAGAUUGCGGACACAGACAUUAUAGGAUACGCACCCAGUCUUUGAUCCCGUUCAUGUAUUAUAGCUUUCGAGUUUUUUUUUUUUAAUUUUUAAUUCAACGUGCGUCGUACGAACAUUAAAAUAUACGCGUAUAAAUUGCACGUUAGCAUAGUAUAUAUAUAUAUAUAUAUUAUAGUGUUUUCUACAAUUUAUUAGCCUAAAUACUAUUAUACCUAUACCGGAUUUUCAUUGUCGAUCACACAGACACCGGACUGUUUAUUGUACGACAUAUUAUACAGCGGAAAGAAUGUUCACACACGAUUAAUAAUACAAUGAUAUCGAUUAGAUAAAUCUCGAAAAUUAAUACCCCGACGAUAUUCAAUAUAUUUGUUUGUAUGUAUAAUUCUACAACGAUUCAAAAUUGCAGAAGAAAUCUAUAAAUAAAAUACUGUACCCUUUGAAUUAUCAAGUGUUCGAAUGUUCAAUAGGUUAUCCACAUUUACUGUCACAGUGUAUACCUAACGAACAACAUAACAGAAUUAUGUUAUUUGAAACAUAAAUAUGGUGGUUAGGUUGAAAUUAGAGUUUUUAAAAAUUUACCACGUUUAGAAAAAGGCAAUAUAGGUAUUCUUUGAAAAUCACAGGGGGCUACAACAAUUUUAACCGAAUUAAAAAAAACAUAAUCAAAAAUUAAGGAACUAUUAUUGUGUAAGUUUGCCCGUUUUUCGCGGUUCAUUUCCAAUUUUUAAUAAAUUUACAAUGAAAAUCGAAAAUUGAUCUCUUUAAUGACUGACCAAACAAAAUUUUUUUUCUAAAAAAAUAAUGUAUUUGAAGAUCGGAGGAAUAUUUCUGAUAGAAAAGUCGUUCAAAGACUAAAACAAAUAUUAUAGUGAAACCAAUAUAUUCCUCGCUUCGCUCAGAAUCUAAAAUUUAAAGAGGAGAAUAUCUUCGAGGUCAAUAAGUCACGUCGAUCUCUUAUGAAAUAAAUCUUUCGACGUAAUAAUAAUAAAAACAUACUGAAAUAAAAUUUAUCAAAUGCAUUCAAUUAACAUAUUUUGAUAACAAAUGUACUUCUGAAAAUUACUAGUGAUAACCCAAAGGUGAUAACGAUAAGCUUUUUUUUCCAUAAAAAAACGUCCGAUUAUUGUACAUUAGUUCGAAAUGUCGAUAGGGCAAAAACGAAAUCCAAUUACUCAGAGUAAUGAGUUAUGUAAUAAUAAAGCGUUUUAAUUUGUAUUUAUUUUUUUUUUGUUUUAGGCACAGUUAAAACUUCGUUGAUGUCCGGUUCGUCGUUUAACGUCACGUGGCAUCUGGCGUAUCCGCAUCGAGUAAGUACUCGUAAUGUUAUUAUUAUUAUUAUUAUUAUUAUAUCAGUAACGCUACACCACAGAUCACGACCUAUUAUCACUUUAUAUUUUUUUCGAAUAAAAAAAAGCGUUUUUAUUUUUCGGGUGGUAGGUAUAGGCGACGGACCGUGCGAGAAACGAUUCCGCGACGGUUGUGUAAUAAUCGUAUAAUAAAUAAUAUUAACAAUAAAAUAAAUAGAAAAAAUAGAAUAGGUUUUUUACAAUACAAGAUUUUCGGGUGACGUUUUUUUUUUUUCUGUUAUUAUUAAUUGUGUAUAGUUAAGAUAAAUAGACAUUUUAAAAUAAGAUAUAAAGAACACAUUUCUGAAAUAAAAUUGAAAACGACAGUCCCUAAUUCAAAUUUCGUUAAACAUGUUUUAUAAAAUAACCAUAAUAUAAAUUUUGAUAUUAAUACAGACCUAGAAAUAUUACUCAAAAUACCAUUUAUAUUAAGUCAGUUUUAGAAGAAUUACAUGUACACAACGAAAUAAAGACAAAGAAUUUUAAUAAUAUUUUAAAUGUAUAAAUCGAUUUUAAAAAUAACUUAUAUCAAUACAUUUGAGAUGGUAAUAAUAAUAACCAAAUAUUUUUCUUUUCUUAACAUAUCUAUGUCUAAUAAUAACUCAUUUUAAAUAAUCUCUAUAAUUAAAACAAAUUACUUCUAUGUAAAAUGAUCAAUUUGUAAAAUUUUUUCUCCGUGUAUUCCUUCAUUUAUUUCUACUUAUAAAUUAUUUUUUUAUAUAAUAUUUAUUUACGAGUAUUAACCAUUUAAUAAUUUUGUUUUUAUUUUAUUAUUAAUUAUUUAAAAUAAUUAUCGUUGUGAAUAUUUUCUACCUUUCGUCAUGACACACCUGCAUCGGUUUAUAAUGGUAAACACAGGAGGCUGUAUACUAGUUGUGAAUAAACUUUUCUCGCCAUUUUUAUAACAUAACAAUUGCGGACAUGGAUUAGGACAUAAACAUAUACUAAUUGCGGAUAUCAAGAAACCAUAAAAUCAUAUGAGUUGCGAUCGUAUCCUAAAAAAGAUGAUGUACGAAACACGGAUACAAAUAUUUCCAUUCAUCACUUUUUUUUAAAUUUUACGACAAUCCAGAGAAAUAAAAAAAUUUUGGUAAUUUUUAAAAAUGCAUUUCACGUUUUUUUGAUACAAACCCACCGUUAAACUUUAUUGCGCAUUAUGCAAUGGAAACAGAACUUAAAACCAUCGCGCAACUCUUUAAAAUGUUCACUGUACAAUUUAUUAAUAUUUAUUAACAAUAAAGACGAGAGAUAUUUCAACGAGCGAAACUGCACGAGUAAGGUCAUCGUCGAACCGAUUUAAAAUAUUUUUUGACUACCAUCACAAAUGCAAUAAUGUCAAUCAUCGAUAUUACGAUAAAACAGAUUGUCAAACGUCCGCAUUGGAACGCAGUCAUUAUAGAUAUAUCUAACACAAUUAUUGAAAACGUGUAUGCAAUACUACAUUAUAUUUGUGUUCGCGAUUUGUAUAUCACUGUUGUAGGUUUCGUCCGAAACUCACACGGUUUACAUUUACUUUGUCCGCAAUUAGAAAACACCGAUACAAGGUGUAUUGUUUUCUAAGAUGAUAAUAUACACUUAGAAAACGUACUCGAAUGUGUAGUGUUUGAUAUUAAAUUUAAAAUUUAAAGGCUAUUUUAAAUUCCAAACGUAGCGAGGGUUCUUUUGGUUUAACUAUGGUCGGUGUGUGUUUUCAUUUUUUUUUUUUUGUCUGCGAGUAACUUUUUUACCAAAAAUCUUGCUCCAAUUAAAAAAAUAACGAGAAAGUGUUUUUUGUUGCAUUUAAGAUCUAACUGGUGCGUUAGAAGGUAAGUUAUUGAUUUUCCAAAGAGUUUUCAUAAUAAAUGGGAAAAACCGGAAAACAAAUUAUCGGAAAAAUAUUUUACGACACACCGCAACGUUGUCGAUUUCAUAAUUUUCAAUUUUUAUAUUUUAUGUUUUUUACUAGAAAUCUUGCAUCAAUCAAAAAAACAGUAAGAGCCCAGAUAACAGAACGUUUUCAAAAUAGUUUUGGGAUUUUUUUAAGUAGGUUUUAUUUGGUGGUUACUACGGGGACACAAUUGUUUGACCAAACAGAAAUGCUUGACAAUUUAAGAGGACGUUCAUUAUAAGUAAUACUUAUUGGUAAAAACAAAAAAUAAUAGCUGUGGCAUUGUAGAUAACACAUUUAAUCGACCAAAUUACAUGUAUUGGGCGAAUAAGAAUACUUACAAUAUUAAUGAUUUAGUUUUUCAGAGCGAUAGAAAUACGAAUAAUAGUAUUAUACUACGUAAAUGUGCGGUACUAUUAUUGUUUUUUUCUAGUUGUAACUUGAAGUGUACGAUAAAUCUCAGACACACUUUUAGAUCACGCCUUUAUAGAUAUAAAUGUAUACAUGUUGUAUGAGCAUAACAUUACAGGUCAUUUUUUAAAAAUACACUUUUGCUAAGGCAUUUUUUUAUUUUAAUGUACUUUGUUUAUUUUUCCGAGAAUUUUUCUAUCGUUUUUAGAGUAUUUAAAUCGGGGCCCUAAUCAUUAGUACAUUAAUCAUUUAUGUAAGGGCCGACUGUGGUUCUUUAUUAUUAUUUAGGUAGGUAUAUAAUUUACACGCAGUGAAAGUCUUUCGCGGUCUCGCACAGUGGACAAAAACGCGUCCGAAUAAAUUGCCGAUUGUAUUUCCGAAAUGGUUUUGGUAGUUGAGUAGUACCUCGGGCAUUGUUAUUAUCCGUACGUUUCCGUGCGGUAUUCCUGUACAGUCACGUAGUAGACUAUCGGCUAUUUUCAUGUACGACCGUAUAAGUUUUGCUUUACACGUCAUUUUUGUUUACGGACAAUGCGAAUGAUUUUUGGAUUUCAUUACAUAAUAUAUUAUACCUAUUUGAUAAUAGAUUGUGCGAUGUAUAAGAUAAAGUAUAUAUUAUGUUUAGUUACAGAAUAUUACUUUUAUCGUGAAAUGGCGAUUUAUUUGUACAAUUAUUUGAUAUUCAUAGUGCAUUUUGACAAUCAUUUUUUUUUUCUGUUAUCAUUUUUAACGAACUUCUUUGCAAUGUUCAUAUCGAAAAUGUUCCCCUAAUUCAGUGUGUAUACGUUAUGUUAUUAACUAUUAUCAACUAUUAAUUUUUAGAACAUUGUCGUCCACAUUUUAGAUUUUGAUUAUAACGAAACUAUUAUAGUUUUAAAAAGAUUUCAAUUUUUUCUCCGAAAACUGUUUUACGGUUAAUAAAAAUGCUCAGAUAUUUCAUGGUUUACCUUAAACUAUGUGAACUUUUUAUCCGGUAGUUUUUCAUUUAAAACUUUUAUCGACAUGUUUAGCUAUUCACCCUUAAAGUAUUUUUUUAUUAUUAUGUGAUUUUGGUUUUGACUUCUGGGUUACCUUAUUUACAAAAAAAGAUAAAUACGACCAAUACCACAACACUCAGAAUUGUUUUUUCAUUUUCAUUGAUUUAUCGUUGCAUACAGUGACUAAGUAUCCCCGUUAAUUCGUUAGCAGUAUCAAUUUUUGUAAACUCUCAUUCGAAAAGUGAAUUUAUGUUCAACAUCAUUAAAUUCAUUUAAAAUAUAAUAUAAUAUAUUAUUAUUAUAUAUUUAUUAUUUAUAUAUGUAUAAAACGGAAUAUUUGAAAUUGAAUUAUUACUGUAGAAAUACAUUAAAGAAGCAAAACAUAUAAUUUAAUGUUUCUUGAAGAGUGAAUUCAAUUAGGAUUGAUGAGCACAAUUAUGUAUGUUUUAAUUAGAUUAAAUAAUUCGAGUAAAAUAGGUUUCUAGAGCUGUUAAUAUAUACGAGAGAGUGAGUGGUCAAAUUAUAAAGAAUAUAUUAUUGUAAUGUUUAAAAGGUGGAAAUCCGAAAAUCCUAAAAUUUUAAAAUCCAAAAAAAAGGUGGAGCAGGAGAAGAAGAAAAAGAACGUUUAAAAUUAAAUGUGGGCGGACGAAGCGACAACGAGCAAAGUGAUAAGAGCACUAGAUAUAUAUUUUAAAAACGUUCCUUUUUAGGAUGACUUUAAAAUUUGUUAUAAAACUGCACACGCAAAUCCAUAUACUUUUUUUUUUGAAGUUCUUGGGUACAUAGUAAUAUACUUACGUGAAUCGAAUAUACAACUGCUGAGUAGUGAUUAUGUAAGGUAAAUUAUUUAAUUAUACAACAAUUUUCAUAAAAGACACAUAAAAACAUAAUAUAAACAGCUGACCGUAUAUGAGUGUAUGAGAUAUUAAUUCAGCAGCACUACACUUACUGAGUGGACAAAUAUUGUAUUGAUUGAAUCAUGGAAUAUUUGUUUUCGCCACGAAUUACGUGAUGAUGUAGAAACAGUUUUUGAUUAAUUUCAAAUAUUCCUAAUGUCAUGACAAUUCAUGACACGGGCUAAUCAAUAAAAUGGUGUUCCCAAAAUAUAGGAUUGCCAUUACAAGCUUCAGAUUUAUUGAUCUAUGUAUUCAUAAAAGUCGGCUAUCUCAAGUUGUUUUACGUUAUGUUUGCUGUAAAUUUUAUAAUUUUUUUAAAUUACGUACAAUAUAAUAUACUCGUAUAGUAUACAGGAUCAUAUAGGUACAUACAAAUUUCGGUUCGUUUCGUUGUCAAACACUUUUACAGUAUUUUCAUUUCAAUUUGUGCGUUAUACGUUUGCGAUAUACUCGCUCGAAUGUCAAUCAUUUUUUAGCACGUUUGCGAUUUGUGUCGAAAACACGCGUGUAACAAUACUGCAGUCUGCAGUGGUCUCUGUUGCUGGUUAACUCGGUGCGAGACAAUAUAAAAUAAUGCAUUGUAUUUGGUAAUAUUAUUAUUUAAAUUCAGAUAAAUCGCGUUCUGGAAUGGAAAUUAAAUUUACUUGAAAACAGUGACGAUUUCGUAAAUUCGAUUUUUUUUUUUCGAUUUUACGGGUUAUAAUUAUUUCAUGUUAUAGGUAUAAUACAUGUAAUUCUUUAAGACUGUGCCGCGAUUAAUCGGGUUUGUAAGGUCCCUCACAGACCUCACAAACUUAUGUGGGGAAUAUAAAUUAUUCACUUCCGGAAAGGUUUUUUUUUUUUAUGAAAGAGGGAAUUCAAAUUUUGGAAAAAAAAUUAUGGGUUCUAUACCCUGGGCAAUUGCAGUAUUACAAAAAAAAAUGAAGCAUUUAAAAAACUAAAGGUUAGAAUACACUUAACUGUCAUAAAACACGCAGCGAAGAUUAGGAAUAUUUGAGAAUAGAAUAGGCAACAUAAUAAUAUGUGGGGACUCAAAUGCGAUGAAGGAACGGGGAACUAGCGAAAAAGAUGCAACAGAGGGUUGUACGAUUUGGUGGAACUAGCAUCUCUGAAAAACUCCGUUCAAGUACACAGAAUACAAAUGGUUGGAUCCAGAGGUAGAUCCCGAAAUUAGAUAAAGGGGAGAGGCUAACCAAAAUUCACAAUACAUAUUCGUUAAAACUGUACUUUUAGUAUAAGUUAUAAUUUGUAUAAUUUGAUAUAAGUCUUAUUUAAAGUAUUUAUAUACUAAGGGGUCUCACCCCUAGCUCCCCACCCCUAGUUAUGUCGCAUAAAGAAAACGAAACAAUUAGAACUGUAACAGCUAUGAUGGAAAAGAUAGAUUGACGUGAUAAAAGAAGGUUUUAAAAGUUUUAAAAUUGAAAACUAGGUAUUCCUAAAAGUAGGUAUUCCAAGAUAGAGAGUCGACUAGUUGGUGAAAUGUUUGGUUAUGGCGGAAAAAACUUUAAAAGUGCCUAAAAGAGUAUCAUAGGUAAGCCAAUAAAAAAAAAAAAAAACGUAGGUAUUACAAAACUCUGUGUCGCUGUCGACAUAAAUCAAAACAUAAUAUCUGUAUCUCAUUGACGGGUUUAAUUUUUUUCUAUUUUAACGAGAAUUCGUUUAACCAGCAGAUUCAAACCAGAAUUUCACGUAAAACAAUAUAAUUUACGAGUAGGUAAUAUAGAAUAUUCGAUUCGAUACUAUGUCUGCCCGUCUACAUAACUUUCGCGUUUAUUGCCUUGAGUGAUUUUAAUAGGGCUCACUAAUUAUACAUAUAUGUAUAGUAUUAUAUUAUUCUCUAAUUUAUAUUUAUAUUAUUCUCUCUAUCCGCAACCUUGCAUAUGAGUACCUAUACGUUUUUCAUCACUUUCUCCAGAGUAAUAUUUCUGACGGUAAAUGAUCUCCGACGGAGUUUCGAGAACACACUAGCUAGGAAUCAGAGUGUAUAUAAACGGCACAAUGACGGCCACUGACUCGGGUCAAAACGCCUUAAAAAAAAAAGCACAUUUGUAUAUUAUAUUAUGUGCAACCCAUCUAUAAAUAUUACAAUACUCGUGAGGUUCGCGAGUGAACUCCACUUUUACUCACAGAACGUCCAAUUAUUUUUGAAAUAAACCAUGAAAUUUCUCUAGAUAUAAAAAGCGGCGAUUCGGUAGUUUUUAGAAUUUAUCACUUAUUACUUAAUUAUACCAGAUUUGAGUCAACAAUAAUAUUAUUAUUACUACUAAAAUAUUGAGACCCACUAAUUUUGUUCAUUAACAUUUUAUUAUAUUUAAUUAUUUCUAUUUUCAGGGAGGAAUAAAACUUCAAGUACUGGACAAUUAUCAAAGGCCCGUAUUGGAUUUAACGCCGGUUACAAAAGAUUCUGAAUUUUUACGAACCGAUGCAACGUGAGUACAAAUAUUUUUGUAAUGUAUCCAGCAAGACGAAUAUUAGAGUUUUGGAUUUUAUAAUUCAUCAUUGUGUUCAUUAGACUAUUAAAGUACAGCGAAGAAAAAAACCAUUUAAUAACUGCGUAUAAAAUACGCAGUGUUAUUCAUGUUUUAUUUUUUAGAGUCAGAAAAACUUCAUUUUUUUUUUUCGGAAAUCUCAUUUCCAGUUUUCCAGUAGAUAAUGUGAUCCAAUGGCUCGGUUAGUCAACUGUAUUUCCGUUUAAGAUUGUGUAAUGCUAAAAAUAUCUAACGUCAUCCCGUGUACAUCCGAACGUCUAGUCAUUUUUAUUUGAUCCUUAUGCUUUCCAAUCUAAUCCAUCUCCUAGUUUUUCACGCGUACAUCUUACUUAAUUACUUCUUCUUACCUCAUUUUCGAUCUUCCCAGAAAAUAGAUCCUUAUCAAUACUAUACAUAUAUUAUUAGUCAAGUCGUUGUACCAUAUAUAACAAUAAGUCGUACCAAAGUAUAAUACAGUUUGUUUCUUUAGAUUACUUGACAGGGAUCGUGAUCCUUGUAGUUGCGCCAGUCCGAAAACCAUUUAUUUUCAACCUGGUUUCAUAGUUCUGUUUCCUUUACUAUUUACCCUUUACUAUUCUUUUUUGUCAAAAUCAGGCGAUACCGACUUGAACCGUUCCACCGUGAAACAGUUAUUAAAAUAAUAAUAUAGAAUUCUGUUUUAGGACGAGUGAAACGUAUAUCAAAACGAUUAACCAUGUUUUAUCGCAAAACCACAUAGAUAUUAUUAUAACAUCAUUCGGUAUAAAAUAUUCAUAAUCACACGUGUGUAAAAGUAGUUAUUGCGGCUCGUUUUAGAAAGUGGACGUUGCUCGAUCUGUGUAUAUAGCUACAGCGUUUUGAUAUUAUUUGAACUUAACAAUGAAUAACGCCGAAAAAAAAAAACAAAACAAAAAAAAACUACUGCCGACAAUUAUUGUAAUGAAAUAAUAGUAUUUGUAGUCCUAAGGCAACUUUUUCUUGUACACCAAUAGUGUAGUUCUUAAGUAUACAAUCGCCCGUUUAAAUCUCAUUUUGACAUUUUUAACCAUUUUCCUCUUCCUCCAAAAAAAAAAGAGGAAAAUUAUAUGGUUUAAGUCAAAAGUAUCGGGAGAAAAACCGAAAAUAAAAGUCGACAGUGGACGAAAUCGAUCAUUAUACGGAUAAUAACACAAUAUGUGAAUUUUUGUAUAUAAUAUUUUGAAACAAAAUCCUUGACUAUUGCAUAAAUGCAGCAUAAUUUAUUUCCAUGAAAAAUAAUUAUAAUGCCGAGCUACCUAUGCUAUAAUAUUAUUAGUCGUCUUAUCUCUCGGCACAUUUCCCAGGACAACGCGAUAUUGGCGGUGGUGUGCGAGUAGUUUAUGUACGGUUUCGAAAAUAAUAAUUUUCUGACCAACAAAUAGAUAUGUUCGCAAAAUUACGUUUCCACUAUUUUUUUUUUUUUUUCUAAAUUAUCAACCAUUGCCUAUACUGAAUUUUGUAUAGACGUAAAUAUUCGUAUUACUUUUACUUUCUGUAUUAUAUUUACUAUUAUUUAUCUGUUUAUUUAUAUCUAUUUUUAUUUUUAACGACAAGUUAUUUAUUCAUAGAUUUAUUAUGGUUCGUUACACGAAUAAUCGAACGAUUAUUAUGAUGAUGUGAAACAACCGGGGAAAUGUAUGCAAAAAUCACAAUUUUUUAAAAAAUGUAUAGACUAUCGAAUAUAAAAUAUUACGCCACUAUAGAUCGCCUGGGAAUGUAUAUUAUACGAUAGUCAAAAUAAUUUAUUAUUUCAAAAUGACGGUAUCUUUUGCAAUGUUUAGACAAUAUAAAAUCAUGUCAAAAUCAAAACAAGAACUAUUUGAUUUUUAAGAGACCAUUGCAGUAAUAGCCGCCAAUGUCCAUUUUUCAUGGGCGGUGUAGCAAAAAUGAAUUCGUUAUAUAAAACAAACGAGUAGAUCUUUAAAAUCGAUUUAAGAAAAACAAACAAAAAAACGACUUAGUUAAAUAUUCAAAUAUUUAAAGAAUUACGAAACAACGACGACAUUGUCCUCAAAAUGACGUUAUCGUUCACAAAUAUUAUAAUAGCCAUUUCGUCUCUAAAACCGAUUUCGAAAGCCUUUUCGCUAAUUUUAUACGUGAACACAUUUCAGCUCUAUUGCUAGAUUCACGGCCUUUCUUCUAUAUCUAAUGUUUUUUGCGAGUUUCUGACGGGUACCGUAUUUACAGACCAUGCCCGCGUUGGUUUUAAUAAGAGAUUUUAGGAGUUCUACAAAACUUAAUCAGCUGGUUAGUCCAAACCUGAUACUGAUCCAAGGAAGUUAGCGUCUAGCUAUAUAAGUACAAACCUAAGACCUAGUCGAUGAAAAACCACGACAGGUUGCGUAUUUAUAUGAACCACUUGGGCCGGACUCGGAUACCGUCUAUAAAUACGCUGACGUGUUCUAGUGACAUUUUUUUUUCUCGUUAUAUUCUUACGUUUACUAUAUUUUCGAAACAAAAUAAUAAUUUGACAAAUCAAUGUUUUUUUUUUUUUUGAAAGAUUUUUAUCUAUAGCGGGCCAAUUGAUACUGUAUACAUUUUUUUAAUUUUUGAAUAUCAUUUCGUUUAUUUCGAUAUUUAUUUUAGAAAAAAAUAAAAAAAAAAUCAUUCAAAAUAUAUAUACGUAUAUAUAAAUAUACUAUUAUACUAAAUAGGUAUAUAUAUAUAUAUAUAUAUAUAUAUAAUAAUAAUAAUAAUCGCUCGUCAUGAAUAUAUAUAUAUAUAUAUAUAUAUAUUUUUUUAUUCUACCAAUAUAAUAUAAGUAGGCGUAUUGUGUUUUCGAUAUUUAGUCAUGUUAACACUUAAUGAUUGGCCGGACUUGUAUAACACUGUAUCACUCGCACAAAGAGACAAAAAAUAAUAAUAUAUACAUAUAUAUAUAUAUAUCAUUUUUCUCAUUGACUUCUUUCUCACUCUGUGUACCCACCUACCUAUGCAAUAUUAUAGUCUGCAUGUUUUAAUCUCAUUAUUGAUAUAAAUAUUUUUACGCCUCAGCUAUUUAGAGUGAGAGAUAAAAAAUUACUAACGAAAAUACACGUACACGCAUUGCAUUAUCGUGUCAACCAUUUUUUUUUUUUUCUAUUGAUUGACACAAGAAUGAGGCUUUGUCCGGUGAACGGACGGGGGCGAGGACGGUGUAUAAUAAUAUAUAAAUAUAUUGUAAUAAAACGUGCUUUCUUCACUUAUAAUAAUAUUGUAUAGGUACAUAUAAUGUCUGUCUCUGCACAGCCGCGAACACGACUUUUAAACGGUCGCUAAUUCACUUUUUGUAGGGUAAAAACUGUAAAAAUAUACAUAUUAUACAUAUAUAUUUUUAUUUUUAUAUGAAUGUAUAAAGUCGAAAAUUCUCACGACAGCUCUCCCUAGUGGCGGUCAACAAUAAUAAAAAUUGUGUGCUUUAACCGCCACCGCGGCCGUACCCACUUUUCACGAUUUCAGACCGAGUCAAAUAGUAUAAUAUAGUAGCUAGUACAAUAAUGUCAAGGCGAAAAUAUAAUCUGCGCAACGCGGUAACGUUAAAAUAACCUUAAAGUAAACUGUUGGUCGUAUAAAUGCAUGACUAUGGGAGAAUAUAAAAUUAACAACACAGAACGCAGGCCCGUACUUUUGCGUUUCAAAACUAUAUUAUGUACGUACCUACUGCCAUGAUAAUAAUACCUAUUCUUAUUGAAAUGCGAUUUUUUUUCACGUUGGAACUAGAAGGUUCUUCCAGGAAGUGUACUACCGAUCUAGUAUGUAAAGUUCGAUUAAACGACACCUACGUAAGUUUUUAAAUGCCAUGAUUUUUACGAUUUUAGUGAUAAUUCGAAGUUAAAAUGGUCAUAACGAAAAAAAUUAUAUGUGACGCUCAAUUUUUUUUUCUUACCACUUAAUAGUAUAACUUAUGAUUAGGGUGUGGAUUGAAUGCUCUAAAAAACAAAAAAAAAGAAUGCCGUAAAAAAUUCAAUUUAAUGUAUUUAAAUGAAAAAAAGAUUAUAGAAUGCCUUAAAAAAAGAAAUAAUAAUUUUGAACUAAAUUUACUCAACACAACAGUGUAAAUAGUGCAAUACGACAACAUAUCCACUCGAUAAAUAGCUUAUAUCGUUUUCUUUAUUACAGCCGGCAUCGUAUUUACCUGGUAAAAUCGGUAAAUCUAUACUUAAUUCAUUUAAAAAAUAGAAAUAUGAAUUUUUCUUUUAAGAGAAAAUCAAAAUAAAUGUUAUCAAAUUUCUGAUGGUACCGUGGAGUUUCUAAAAAGAAGAAAAAAUGUCUUAAAAACCUAAAAAUGCUAUAAAAAUCAAAAAUAAAAGUUUUAUAUUACAUUUCUUUGAUGUAUGAAAUUAAUUUUGUGCUUGGAAAACAUUGCUUUGGACAUCCAGAAAAAAUACAAUUUGCACUUUAAUCCGCACCCUACUUAUGAUAAAUGCUAAAGUAAUUUUAUGCAUCACGUAAAAAAAAUAAAAAAACUCAAAAUAAUUAAAUACCUAUAAACAUAAGUCUUGGAAUGUAUUCGAGGCACGUAAGUGAUAUAAACAAGCGUAUUUACCCAUUCUGCACCAAGCGGAAGUUGACAUUUGUACUUUUAUACCGUUCGUAGGAAUGACCGGAGAACCUAUUUUUGUCUUGUAAAAAUUAUGUUUUCAAACAUAAUACAAAUAUUAUGGUCUGCGUGUUACGUACGGCGACGUCCCGAGCAAUAUUUUCAAAAUAUUAUUGAAACCUGUCGGCUUCUGCCGAAACUUCGCACACUUUUGUCUAGAUACCGGGCGAUUUUUCGAUCCGCAUCGCACACGGUUCGCGUUUUUUUUUUUUUUUUUUUAUAAGUUCCCGUAUAUAAAAAUGUGUAUAGGCGCACGGCGAUUUUCUACGGUUAAUAUGUACGGAUAGGUACGACAAACGCUGUACAUAAUUAUUAUUUAUAAAUCAACGUGGGUUUCUACAACCGUCAUUUAUUGUUAUAUGUUUGAAAUUGUCGUUUGAUGUGAAAACGAGAUUUCUUUUGUUUUAAUUAAUACACAAUAUUAUAGUAUACCCGCCUAUGUAAAACUUAUAGUGUACCUACCUAUUUUACAAACUCUCGCGGGAAUUCUCCGCAUACCAUUAGAAAUCAAUCAGCAAAAUCAACUGUUUUUCACCGCAAUAUAAUACUAUAUAGACCGCGGUUCAUUAAUUUACUGUACGGCGAAAAUAACAUACCUAUUAAUAAAAUGAGAAUACGCAUCGGAAAUGCCAUGAAAAAAACAUUAAAUUGUUGUUAACUGCGCGUUUCUCAAAUAGUAAUUUUUGACGACCAUAUUAAGUUGUUUUUUUUUUUCUAAAAAAAAAAAAGAAAGAUUUAUUCAUAAAGUUAAAUAAUUUACAUAUUUACACAACCAUCGUUAACGAAAAAUAAUUCUGAGCAAAGUUCGGUUAUGCCUGUUUUAAAAUUUCAUGAUUUUUUUACGAAUUUCGUCAGUGUUUGAUGUUAAAACGCUUAUAAAAAAAACUAUAGCAUUUCGUCCAAUUUUUUUAAACCAUUAAAUACAACUUAAAUUUAUAAACUUCUUAUUCAAUUUUCAAACAAUGUUUUCUAAAUAAAAAACAAACUAAAAAACUCAAAAAGUCGAAUGCUUAUAAAUAUAUAUUUUAAAAAUCACCAUAAUGUUUUAAAUUUUAUUACACCUAGAAAAUUAUAUUAUAAAUAAUCUGUGAAAAGUUCAGAUCCACGAUUAUUUACAAAAUUUGUCUGUUUCUUUUUUUUUAUAAUUUUCGAAUUACAUGACAUACAAAAUGAUGAGAAUAUUAUAUCCAUAAGUGUUCCCGUUUUUUUCCCGGUUUUACCCAAUUAGAAAUUAUUAGGGAACCGAAAACAAUUUCUUACACACGAACUAAACAAAAUUGUAUUUCAGGAAACUAGCUACACUUCCGGAGUAAUAUUACUGGUUGACCAACUAAAUCGAAUAAAUUUACAAUAAUCGUUAACGCCGUAAAUUUAUUCAGUUUUAUUUUACAGUUUCCCCGAUUUUUAAAAAUGAUUAUGAUAACCACUUGGAAAAUCAAAAAAAUGACUUUUGUAAUGUUCUAUCUAGAUUAAAAAUGCAACAAAAAAAGUCUCUUGUCAUUUUUUCGAUUGGAGUGAGAUAUCUGGUAGAUAAGGUACACAAACAUAAAAAAAAAACAAAACGCACGCACAUCAUUGUAAAACCAAUACUUCUCGCUACUUAAGUUCGGAAUCUCAUGUUAAUUUAACGAAUUAGCAAAUUAUUUAGUUACAGAGGAUCAAUAUUAUUACUGUGUAUAUAACAUACGUACACGCAUGCAUUUUAAUAAUUAUAUUUUAUUUUAUCGUGCUGUCCGUAAAAAUAAACUGUUAACAAUUUAUAAUGGUGCGAUUUUUAUACAAGUUACGUUAGAUUAGGUUAAUAUUCUUACUUAUAGAUUUUUGUGUUCUCGUACAUUAAACAUAUUAUCAAAAUAUAAUCAUUUUGUUUUACCGUUGUACGUGUCAUAGUAUAAUCAAGUUAUAUUAUAUAGUUAUUAUUGGUUUUUAUUGAACCAUUGAAGAUUCGAACUAGAUCCAGAGAAAGUCUAGAAUUGUAGAACGGUUAGCCGUAGUUACAUCACGUUCUAUUCGUUAAAAUAUAGGCACCGGCUAAUUAUUGUGCAAUGCAUCGCAAAAACAAUAACCAUCUAUUGCCGCAGCGAUAUAUAUAUAUUUUAUACACGUAUAGUUUUUCAGCUUCAAGUAUAGAUAUUUUAUACUCAUAUAGUUCUUCAGCAAUAAAAAAAACAUCAUUCAAUAUCAUCGCGUUCAUAAUUUUUGUCAUUUUUUUUUAUUGGAGAUAAUACUACCUCCUUUUAAUCCUUUUACGUCCUUUUAAGACCCGUUCCCAUAUUCUACUAUCUCUCUCCAUUGUAUUCCAGGUUCCACGAUUUCUGCAUCCCUUAUUAAACAGUUUAUUAGUCUUGCCAUUUUAAUCAGGGUCUCCCCAGUGUUGUUUUUCUAUUGGAUACUUUUUGGGAAUUAUCUUUAAUAUCGACUCAUGUUCAAACCAAAUUUUCGUCUUUCUAAUUGAUAAUCUCCAGAUCUGUUAUAUUCGGGCGUUUAAAUAGUUUGCGGUUGUGCCCUGAAUUUAUAAGUUUGAGUAUCUAACAUGGUCCAAAAACCCUUCCAAGGAUUUUUCUCUUGUAUAAUUUCAAUCUACUAAAACGUAUAACUAAUUAUUAUCAUCUUUAAUGUUUUGUUCUGUUAUUAAUUUUGCAGCGCUCAGUCGUACGCCGUUCAGUUGCCCGGAGAUUUUGUCUGCGAAGAUUGUACCAUUAGACUGCUCAGAGAAGCGUUAGAAUGGGGUAACAGCUACAAGUUUUGGUCGUGCGCAGAUGUUGACAUAAAAAAUAGUAAUUAUUUACGUUUAUAUUUUAUAUUUUAAGAGGCGUUCAACAAAAUGUUUGCAUGAUCAUUAUUUCAAAAGUAUUACAAUUAAUUGAUAUCACAAUCAGGGCCGUAUUUAGGGAAAGGCUCGGGUGGGCAAUUGCACGUGUGCAACUUUUUAGGAGUGCCGAAAAUAUGGUUAAAAAAAAGAUUUUUUUUUUCGUUUUUGUGUUUAGUAAUUUCCAAAUUGUUUUUUAUAUUCAUUGUAUUGUAUCAUGAUUUAUUUAUUAUUCUACUUUUACAAUUAUAAAUAAAAAAUAGUUAAAUAUAUCGAUAACGAGAAUGUGUGUUGACCGGCAGUUGUGUUAUAAAUUAUAAAUAAUACGUCACCUCAGUAUUAAUAUCAGUAGGUGACUAAAAUAAUAUGCUGUCAUGAAAAAAAAAUUCCUUUUGUUUACGAAAACGAUAGGGUUAUUAUCAAUAAUAUUAUGUUUGUGUUUUCAAAAACUAAUUUUAUUUUAAAAAUAUUAUUACGGCCUUGUAGGUUUACUAACUUUUAAGUUAUUACAUAAAGUAAGUAUUAUCAUUUGUAAAAAUAAUAGAGAUAAUACACAGUUAAAUUUUUUUUUUCGAGAAAACGUGGAAAAAAUGUGUUGGGAGACGCACGGAAAUAGUAACCCGAGGGCGCCAAAAUACUAAAUAUGGCCCUGAUCACAAGUAAUUCCUUUAGUGUAAUAUAAAUUAUCAUAUAAAAUGAAUUAAAAUGUUAACAAAACUAUAGAUUAACAUGAGAAAGCACUAAGAAAACUAAAGUUUAAGUUACAAGAAACUUAAUAUUCAUCAUAAAAAUAAGAUAACUUUAUAUUUUUGUCUCAGUAUUUCAAAUUUGUCAAUAAUAUAAAUACAAAAAAAUAUAAAAUAAAUAAAUAAUUAAUAUUAAAACGAAAUAAAUAAAUAACAGAUGUCAAAAUAUUAAUGUAAACGUGAAUGAGAAAUAUAUAUAUAUAUCCACAACACUGACAUUUUAUCAAGGUUAGGUUAGAUCAAAAACUAAGCAAAUGUAGUCCCGAACCCUACUUAUAAGUAAUAUUGAGUAUUAUUUAUUAGUUAAUUUUGUUUGGAUUUCUUUUCAGUUAAUUUUUAAUUAGUCCUCAAGUUAAUUGGUUUUUUUGUACUUUGUUUUUACUUCAAUUAGUCAAAUAAUUCUAGGUUUUUCCUAGUUAUUGAGAAAAAUUCUAGAAAAAUCAAAAAAAUGACUUCCCUAAAGGACUUCCUUAGUCUGAUUUCAUUUUAGAAAAAGUGCUAUCGUUGUAAAUUGGAGCGAAAUUGCUGAUAAAAAAAUAAAUAAAUAAAUCAUUGUAAAACCAAUACAUUCCUCGCUCCACACAGAAUCUAAGGCCGUGUCAAGUGGUAUUUGAAAAAUAUCAAAAAUGUGUAAAUGGUACGCGGACAUGAAAAGUUUGAGAACCGCUGAUCUAAAUGCAUGUGCAAUCAAUUUAUUUUCAUAGUUUUUAUUAUUGUUUAUUUACUAUACUAAAUACGAUGACAACAAACUUAUGGCACAUGCAAUUUGUGCAUACCAUUAAGUACGCAUUAAGUGCAACGUGAUUCUUAUAGUAUAGAAAUAAUUGAUGUCGAAAAAAAAAAAACGCAAAACAGUGAAUGAGGUACUAUUAUAUCAUAUUGAGUAUACAUUUGUUUUGAAUAUUGCACUUACAUUUUGCGAGGUUUUUGUCCGUGCUAAACCGAAAAAAAUUUAAAAUAUUACCGUUGUGUUGGUAUAAACGUGCCUAGAACACCUAGAUAAUAUUCUAACGAUGCAUUGUAAUGAAAUUUUUCAGAGAAAAAUUACCGGGAAGACUGUAGUGGAGGUAAAGGUCGUUAUUUGUUAUCGAAGUGCCGAUGCGAUAGACUUUAUUACGGUCCCAGGUGUCAGUACAAAGACGAAUGUAUCGACGAUAGCGAUUGUGGUGAUCAAGGCAGGUGUAUUGAUGUCCACGCGACCACCGCGCCCAGAAAACAGUGUUACUGUGAGCCCGGAUGGUUUGGACCGGCGUGCACCAAACGUAAGUUAUAACGCUUGAAAUUGAUUUACAUUUAUUGUUAUUAUUAUUUGCUGUGUUGUGAUAUUCGGGAAUGACUAUUUUGACGUGUAAAACGCGAGAAGAGAGUGAAGUAAUUUCACAGUUAUUAUAUGUUAUACGAUUUUAAAUAAUGGACUGCUUAACAAUUUAUCAGACAUUACGGUUUUAAGUAGUUAGGUGGAUAUUGACACUGACGCGGCGAACGAAACAAAAUAUUACACAACCUUCAAAAUAUAUUAUCAUAUUAUUAUUAUUUAUGCAAUAUGUGUAAAUUGAGUCUAUUGUGUAUACUUUAAGAGGUAACGGUAUAUUUAGUUCCUUUAUCGUGGUCCACGGACGUUAUAACUGCAUUGAACACAUUUAUGUUUAUCUAGUGAAAGCAAUAUAAAUAUUACACUUAUAUAGCUGCGCGUAUCUACAAUUAGAAAUUUAUAUACUUGUAUAUUUUAAAUAUAUAAUAUAUGUAAGCAAACAAGUAGAUAAUGUCUUAUAUUGUACUGGAUUUUCAGGCUCUUCGUUAAAAUCGAAUGAAAUCGAUUUGAGUAAUCACCGAUUCAGAGAACUGUCAAAAGAUUUCCAUUUAUAUUGGAAACUGUUUAAAGAAGAGGGCGAAAUCGAGAUUGUUUUAAAAGCUAAUGGCACUAGUUACUUGGGAUUGGGUUGGAGGCCAAAAGAUAUAACUGCAGAGUGCAAGAACUUUCCGGCACUAGCAGACCUGCCGGGCGCAAAAGCCGUAGCAGUAAUGUCCAAACCUGAGCCAGAACCAGAGCCACAUAGUGAACCAGAACCAAGAAGUGAACCAGAACCAAAAAGUGAACCAGAGCCAAAAAGUGAACCAGAACCGAAAAGUGAGCCGGAACCUAAGAGUGAGCCAGAACCAAAAAGUGAGCCAGAACCUAAGAGUGAGCCAGAACCUAAAAGUGAACCGGAGCCGAAAAGCGAACCGGAACCGAAAAGCGAACCGGAACCGAAAAGUGAACCUGAACCAAAAAGUGAACCAGAACCGAAGAGUGAGCCGGAACCAAAGAGUGAACCGGAACCAAAAAGUGAGCCAGAACCUAAGAGUGAGCCAGAACCUAAGAGUGAACCGGAGCCAAAAACAUCAUCGGGACAAAAAUCGAGCAGUAAACCCGACUCAGAACCUACACCCGAGACGAGCGCAGAACCUUCACCAGAACCCACGACUCCAUCUACAACAACUACUACGAUUAGUAGUUCCACUCGCCCGAAGCCAUCAUAUUUCCGAACCAGAGGUCGACUGCAAAAACCAAAGCCUGCCGACGAACCAGAAUCUGCAACGUCAACUAAUACUUCGUCAAAAAGUAACGGAGGAAGGCCAUGUAAGUGUCUUGUUUUUAAGCAUAAAUUAUAAGCCACGCAAUGAUCGGAAAUAAUUUAAGAAUUACGCAAAAUUCGAUAAAAAUAAUAUUGUUAUAUUUAUGAAAAUUGUUUUGUUUUCGUAUAGUAUUUGCCCAGUUGAGAAAUAAACGAGCCGCGUCAACUCCAAAUGGUAAGUCGCAAAUUAUAUUUUAUUUAUCGGAUAUAAUAUCAUUUACGAUUAAAAAUGAAAUAAAAUUUAGAACCACAACCAGAAUCGGAGCCAGAACCAGAAUCAAGUCCGAAAGCCCAGGAAGGUCAUAGUCAUCACGAUCAUUCUUCUCAUAAUCACGACCACGAUCACUCUUCGCAUGAUCACAACCACGAUCACUCUUCUCAUGAUCACAACCACGACCAUCACCAUCACGAUCAUAAUGCCGAAGACUCUUCGAAAAAAGGUUCAUAGUAUUUUUAAUUUCAAAAUUAAGUGUAAAAUAAUUAUUAUAAUAUAGCAUCGUUUUGUUUGUAUUUAUAACUUAUAUUGCUCUUUAUGAAUACAUAUUUUUAUUAAUAUUCUUAAUUUUCACUAUCGAAUAGACGAUAUUAUUAGACGUACGAGUAUAAUGUAUUACAUGUACAAAUCGUUUAUGUUUAUUAGAGAUGAAGCUAAACACGUACACGCCAAAAGGAGAUUUCAAUGGAAUGGACUGUACCGAUUUAGUAAUAGGAAGUGCACGAGGAUCAGCUAACCGAGUUUGGGAUUAUUACACUAGAGACAGGCAAGUCCAUUACCCGUCAAAAAUAAAAAUAUUUACAACAGUUUUUAAGAAUUAUCAACUUGAAAGUUCUAAUGAAUAUAAUAUUAUCAUGAAUGGUAAUAUAAUAAUACAACUGCGAACAAUUAAUUAUUUUUUCUUUGUUGUUUACUACGGAUUGCGGAAUACCAUUAACAUAACUUAAUAACAUUUAUAAUCGUUUUCUUUGAAAUUGCUCAAUUUUCACAAUGUAAAUGGAGUUUUUUUUAUAACCAAAUUAAAACUGAAUAAAACUGUUGCAUACAUAUUAAAUAAACUAAAAAAAAUAUAUAAUAAAAAAACAUCAGUCUUCAGAGCCUUUUUAUCCUAUUGAAUUAAUGUAACAUUAUUUUGUUAACUAGGUCGACUCCACGGAUGGAUAGCUAUUGGGGAGGGAAAAAUGAUUUGAUCGCCGCGGUUGGAUUUGAAAAAGACGGAGUUACGACGAUUGCUUUUCGGAAGAAACUGAAGGGUGAUUUUUAUUCACGAUUAUCUUCUACGUUUUGGCGAUAUUAUUUAUUAUAUUCUAACCAAGUAUAUAUUUUUUUAUUUCCUAUAGCCGCUGAGCCCACCGACCAUUCAAUCGUAGAUGACGUGAUGCACGUGAUUUGGGCCAAAGGACAGGAACACAAAAACUAUCAGCACUCGCCGAAAUCUGGACUAGAAAAAGACGUUUCUCUCGUGAAAGAUUUCUACAAGCAAGACGAACUUAAAUACCAUGGCCAUGGAUCUCAACGCGGUGUAAUUUCUAUAAAUUUUUUCGGUAAGUGUUCACCCGUACUAUUGGGUUUUAUAAUAUCUGUGGAUGAUAAUAUCCCGUACUGUACCGUUUGUACCGUUUGUUUAGACGAACCCGAAAAACAGUCGACGGUCAACGCCGGGCAAGACGCCGCCUCGAAAAGCGAUCCUCAAACGAACAACAUUAAACCGGCCGUCCAACAGGCGACCGUACCGGCGUCCAGCAACUGUUACGGUCAAUGGUCCACCCCGAGAGGAUGCAACGUGACGGCGGGCCAGUGCGAGUAUCAUGUCGUCUGGACGUAUUCUUCGAAGACCGAUUACAUGCGGUUCACGAUCACCACGACGCACACGAGCACGUGGACCGGUAUAGGAUUUUCCGACGAUCACAAAAUGGUCAGUACAUCUACAGUUGCGUGUUUGGUUUUACAAUAUUAAUUAACGUGCGCGUGUAUGCAUGGAACUCCAGAGUCAGACCGACGCCAUAAUCGGAUGGGUGGACAAAGCCGGAAGACCGUUUCUUAUGGACACGUGGAUAAAUGGUUACACGGCACCGCUAUUGGACGCUUCGCAGGAUCUGAGCAACACCACCGGCAACACCGUCGACGGACUGACGACGUUGAGCUUUAUGCGAAAACGCACCACCGGAGAUACUAAGGUUCGUUUUAUUCACUCGGUUUCUACAUAACGUCCGGUUAACACAUAUUUUUCGUGUAGGACAUGAUGUUUACCAAUGACAAAUGUUUAUAUUUGACGUUCAUCGUCAAAGGAGGCGGUUACAAUCCGGUUAACAAGAAGAUCAAAAAACACGAACAAGUACCGAUGUUUUCAAACGAUCGGGUGUGCAUAAGACCGUGUGGCGCCGGUAAUACGAGUUUGAAAAACGAACGGCUCGAUAUAUUUUCGUGUGUGUUCUUUAUACUAAUGUUUUUGUAUGUAAAUAAUUAUAGAAGAAGACUGGGAAACGCCGACGUCUACGACGGCGCCCAAAGCGGCGUUCAACGUCGCCAUCAAGUUGGUGAAAUUGGGCGAAAACUUUAUUGUACCGCCCCAUGGUAGCGCCGAUUUCGAUGUACUGGCCAACACAGUCGAGAGCGGUUUCAAGAAAACGCUGACCAAAAUACCAGAAUUCUACAAGAUCAGCGUUGACGAGUUUGCACAGUAUGUUGAAAAAAACGACCUAGAAAAAAAAAAAAAAUGUAAAUUCAUAAAACAAUUUCGUUUCCGGCACUGCAGAGAAAACGACAACGUGGUUGCUAAAAUGAGUGUCGAGCUGGAUGAGAGCGGCGGUGGAUCGCGGGGCCGUGCUUUAAGCGCGGGUGAAGGAGCUGAGCAAUUGGAACGCGUUUUGAGGAGCACUGUUACUAGCGGACAAGUAGGGGCUCUAUCCUUGGACCCCAAGUACUUUGUUUUCGAAGCGGCACCGCGUAAGUGAUGUAUUUUUACACAAGUUCAAUGUCGUUAAUUAUUUUCAUUGGUCGAUUUUCGUGUUCCGUAAAUUUUUGUUCUUUUUCCCUUCUCUCCCCUUUGAAUCUAUUUAGUUUCAACAAUCUUUGUCUCUACUCUCCUCUUAAUUUUGUCUUCCCCGUCGUUUAUAACACUUCAUUGUUUACUACACCUCAUAUUAUCAUCACUUUAAACCGUAUCUAAUUACCUCAUUUUUAGUCUUCCUUUCCUCCUCAUUCCAUAUUUAUUCGUAAAAUCCAUCUUACCGCAUCUGACUCAUUUCUUAUUAUCACGUGUCCAAACCAUCUAUUAGCUAUCAACUGCAGAAACAACGUUUAUUUACCCUAUGUCUAUGUUAUCUCUAAUUUACCCAUUCAUUAUUUUACAUUUUCUAAUCUCUAGUGACUCCACUCGUUUUUUUAAACAUUUUUAUCUCUAUUACACUCGUCUUCUGUACUGUCUUUCUGUCUUUCUGUCUACUACCUUACAUUUUGUACCAUACACCACCGUUGAUUUCACCACAGUUUAGUAAAAUUUAUCUUUCGUAUUAUCACACAGUACCCCCGAUUCCUCUUUUCAGAAGUUGAUGACAACCGCACUUAAUUAGUAUUAAUUGCAUAGGAUCCAUAUUAUCCCUAAUCCCUUUCUUUCAAAUGACGCCAUUCACUUCUCAAGCCUAUUGUUAACUUCAUCUGCCAUUUCUCCUAAAAAAAAUUACAUCUACGCCAAACAUCUUGCACCAUAACAUGAUAUCUCACCCUGUAUCCACAAGCAAUACAACUAUGUUUAUAUACAAUAACGUGAUGAUUUUUGCAGUUUCCAACACGUUUCCAUUGGAAGAAAAUCCUAACGACAGUAUAUUGUUGUCGGCGACAAAGUUAUGGAUCGUCAUCGGAUGCAUAUCGGCUUUAGUGUUUAUCGCCAUUGUCCAAGCCGGGUGCACAAUUUAUAAAACCGCCCGGAGACCGAGGCCUAAUCACAAGGUUAUUUUCCCUUAUAACCUAAAUAAUGUUAUUUGACACGUCUCGACGCGUCAUACGGAGUCCGUAUUUUAGUUUACGUAUACAAUUAUAUACAUUAACAGCUUUUUUUUAGGAGCUUUAGGCUUUUGCUGUUAAUAAAUAAUUAAUAGUUUACCUAUAUUAUUAUAAUAUAUCAUCACGACCAGCUUGUAAUCUCGUGUAUACUAUAUUAUAUUGUAUAGCUGGUGUAUUCGGUCCCGACUGCAGGAGUUGAGGCCGGAUACCGGUCACCGGUCGACCCUUACUUGUACACCACCGGUCAUUGGGCGCCUAUCCAAACAGAACACGUCAUGCACCGUUAUUAAUCAAAAAUUAAAACGUAUAUCAAAAAAAAAAAAAAAAAUUCUACGACGUAUCAAUACAUAUAAAACGCAUAACGCAUAUAGUGUAUUAAUAAAUAUAUUCGGUGAGUCUGAUCAAUAUUUCUUCUCGUCCUCUUUUUAUGCCUUGGCUGUUUCUACAUUUUUUCUUUUCGCACGUGAUACGCCCUCCGAGUCGUAUAAAAUAUUAUGUCACAUUUUUAACAGUUUUCGAAGGUUUUUUUCCUAUAUAUAUUUAUAGGUAUUAUACAUAGGUAUGUUUAAUAUGUAUUGUACCUCGACUGUCGUCAAACGUGUUAUAGAUUUUUACUGUCACUGGAAAAUGAAAGUGUCACAAUUAUUUCGUCACGAUACGAAACAACUAAGAUAUUUCGGUACGAUCACAAAACUGUUAAAAAUUGAAUCUGAAGAACGACUGCACGAGACGUAUCACCCUUUGAUCACACGCAUGGUCACUUUAUAUAGUAUAAAAUAAUAUAAAGAUUCCUUCUCGCUAAUAUGCAAGAUAUUGAACGUUAAUUUUGGGCAUUUUUGUGUACAUGUGUAUAUAUUUAACUAAUCUAAUUAUUAUUUUCCGUUUGAUUAUAGUCUGUGCAUACAUACGUGUAUAUUAUAUAGUUCUUAGGUACAGCUUAGAGUGGACGUGACGUUUUAGGAUCGAUAAUCUCGUGAAAAAUUUAAAACGUGUGAAGUUUAUUCCUAUAAAUUAGUUUCGGUAAAAUAACAAAAAAACCUCACACAAUCUAAUCCCAGAAGAAUGAGGAGCUUAACUAAGACUUCUUGUUCCUGUUCACUUCACUUUUUCCGUUAACAAAUUCAAUGAUAAAGCGUCACACAUACACUCACACAUCCACCUUAUUUGGAACACGAAGAAGUUGCUUCAUAGAAUAUCUAUUCGCGUCGCUACUACACAGUGUUCUAAAAUGUUAUUUUUGUGCUAAAAACUGUGUCAAUAUUUAUUUUUUGUUUCAAUUGGGUUUUGUCCGAAAGAGGCAUAUGUAAAGAAAAAUUACAUUUUUAUUUUCAUCCCUCAAUCACUGGCAAAAUAACUUUUUAAAAUUUAACAUUUAGGAUUAAUAGUUUUUUAGUUAUAGUGGCAGUAGUGUACAGAAAAUAGGCGUGAAAACCGUUCAAUAAAAAAUAAGGAUUCACCGUGCUGAUUGUGAUUCCUUAUCACGUAACGUGUUAUUAUAUUGAAAAUUAUUUACGCCAAAUUUCUAAAAAUUAAAGCUAGUUUAAUUAAAAUCUGUUAAUCGGAUAUGAAUGUAUUAUGAUACAUUAAAUAUUUUAAAUAAUAUAUUGUACAAAAUGGCUAUUUUGAAAAUUGAUAAAUUAAAAAGUUAUUUUUUUUUUUUCAAUAAUUGAGGGAUGGAAAUAAAAAUUUAAUUUUUCUCUACAUAUGUGCCUCUCAUAAAUGCGAUUGAAAAAAAAAAUGAAUAUUGACAGAAUUAUUGACGUAAGGAUAACAUUGUAGGACAUUGUAUGAUUUUAAGAUUUCGAAUUCAGUCAAAUUUAUUAAACUUUUUAUUCGGUAUAUUUGUCGAUAUAUAUUCUUCAACCGACUAUAAACGAUGACGGAUUCUCCUGUAUUAAUUUAUUAUAAACUAAUCGUUUUUAUCAUCCAGCCGUUUUUUUAAAUAUUUUUAACCAUACUGCUCCACUAUCUAUCGCGUUUAUUUUUAAACGUUUUUUUUUUUUUUUUUGCGAACGCUCAGUUAUUGUUCAUUUAAACUGUAACGAUAAUUUGAACGUACACGUGCGACUUUUAUUAUACUUCGAGUCAAUUAGAGGAUUAGGAAAGAGCAAAACCUAUAAAGAAGUGUUUACUACGAGUAUCGGAAACGGUUAGAGAGAACAAUAACAUAUCGUGGACGUCAUGGUGUUAAGAGCGAAAUUACGAGAUUAUAGAUGAAUUGAAUACAAGUAUAGACGGAAUUCGGGGAAGAUUCGAAACAGUGACGUUUGGGAGGGUGAUGUGGACAAGAACGAGUGACGUGGGAUAAAGGUGAUUGGGAAGAAGGGCAUACGAUUGUGUUAUAUUUCCAAAUAAACGCAAAGUAGGUCAAACGCGAAACGGAAAAAAGUAUGUAAUGUCAGUCGAACGUACAAAACAUCACGUUUUUUUCGAUUUUUUUUUUUUUCUAUCGAAAACCGCUCGCACAUUAACUGUUAUUAUUAACUUAUUACCGCCGCUGCCGCUAUUAUUUACUACCGCGUUUACACUAUUAUCGUCGAUAUUACGUAAAACGCACAGAAGUUAGAAUGCUGGAAAAGAAACCGUAUUAUACCAUUGCGGUUUUCUCGGCGCUUCUGGUUUUCGCCGAGAAACCAAACAUUUCGGUUGCGUUGGAUUUCGAAAACUAUGCGCAAUCAUCAUGUUUAUCAUUCGGUAAACGAUAAUAUCGUUUUUCUUAUGUUUUUGUGUAGCAUUUAAUUAUAUAUGACAUCUAGGCACGUAUACACAAAACCAUUUCGGCAUGUGGAUUAAGUAAUAAAAUGAAACAAUUUUUAUCGUUAAUUUCGUAUCGUAUGGAGUCGAGUCUUAGACAAUACUGAAAACGGGCAUAAGAAAAAAUAGAAGCCAUCGAAAUUUAGUGUUUAAAAAUGUCUUCUGGACGGUCUUUUUCUGGUACGUUUCUUGAUCUUUGAUGUUUGACAUCGAUUUUUUUUUUUUUUUAAUGUAUGUUUUUAUAUAUUUAUGUAUAUAAUGUAUAACGUAUAGGUACAACUAAUGAUGAUGCGAUGCAAUUAUAAUUAGUAAGAACGGUACACAAUAUAAAACUAAUAAAACACAUUCGUAUACGCACAGUGUUAUAGAAAAUUAACCGUAGUUGUGAAGAAACAUUAUUGAUUUGUUUGCUCGGGGGGAGGUUAACUCCCGAUUUCAACCACACCCGGUGAUAUCGGAAAGGGCGGAAAAGUGUGUGGAUUCAAAAUCAGCCUUUCUUUUCUCUUCUUUUUUUAGCAUAGAUAAUGUGUAAUAUACAAUAAACUAUUAUGCUCGGUGGUGGAAUUACGGGUUUCGGGGAACCCCUCUAACGGAAGAGACCCAUUGUGUAUAUUAUUGUUAUUUGGUAUUUUAUUGUAUUUUGUUUUUUUUUUUUGAUUUAAGCUUGGGCCCACACGACGAGAUUAAAACACGACGGUUGUAUAAUUAUAAUACCGGCGCGCGAUAUAACACGACAGUAUUGAUCAUCACUAUGCUGCGUGUAGAAAGAUAUUCCGCGCUACGAUAAAAUUUAACGAAAUUCGAUAUUACAUUUGAAAUUCAAAACGUACAAUGAGUUUUUCAAUAGCAAAUAUUAUUUAUAACGCACGGCAAAUUACCUGACCUGCGGGCUUCAAACUAACAUUUCCCCGUUACUUUUGUACACGUUUAGCUGCCCCUCGGAGACCGAAUGCGCACUAACUCAAAAAUUAUGGAUUCGUUUUUCUUUUUGUGGAUUGAAAUGAUAAAAACACGAGGACAUGUUUCGCACGAUGGGUGUAUCACCGUUGUAGACGAGAAUUUGGGAAGGUAGAGAGAAAAUUGAAUAUAUAUCUGUACGUGAAGAUCAAUUAUUGCUAACGAAAAUGAAUUAUAAGCGGAUUUGGGUUGUACGCAUGUUUUGAAAUGCCGUAAUAUUGACGAUUUUAAAAGAAUACAUUUCGUAAAUUUUCCCAUUUUUCCCAUUUAUAAGGAAAACCUCUAGGAAAGUCAAAAAAUUACCUCCUUUACGUACUACCUUAGUCAGAUUUAAUUUCAGAAAAAGUGCUACAGUCGAAAACCGGAGUGAAAUUUCUGGUAUAGAAGUCGUUCACAGAAAAAUAAAAAAUAAACAUUAUUGUAAAACCAAUAAUUCCUUGAUCCGUUCAGAAUUUAAAAUCGGGUAAAAUUUUAACGCGAUUGUUAUUACGCGGUAUGCAGGAGGUUAUUAUUUUUUUUAGCUUUGACUAUCUCAAAUGAAGUCGCGGGUAUGAAAUUUUCUAUAUGCACGAGUUUAUUAAAUAUGCGACCUAUUCGAUGGUUUCAAUCUUUUAACCCCCGCUCUUACCACGUUUUUUCGGAAACAGUAUAGCAUCGUACUGUUAUAGUUUAUUCGAUUAUUUAUGGUUGUAUAAAAAAUAUGUUUACAAUUAAAAAUAUUGCGUGGAGAAAAUUCGACUCCGGUGACGGAGAUCGGCCGCCCAAAGGGUUUUUUUUUUUCAAAAUUAGAUUCGGCUCGUCGUGCGGUAUACCCUCGUCAUCUACCACCCGGCGCACAAUAUCAAGUUAAAAAUACUAACAAACGCUCGACCCCCUCUACCCGUCGCUAUUACUAGAUUUCGAUGUUCGUUAACGGAGGGUGGUUUUUUUUGUUUUUUUCCGCGCAGGAUCACGGCGGCGUGAAUUCGGCCUGGAAGGAUUAUUCGUCCGGCGGAGCUAACACCAACUACGCGUUCGACCAGUACGACGGCUCCGACGAGAAACAGUCGCCCACGUCGCUGAGCCACACGUCCACCAUACCGCUAACCACAAAGCUAGUGUCCCAUAACGGUAGCGGCGGUAACCAUUACGCGGAAUCGCGGUCGCUGCACAGGCCGUCGCAGGGCGCCCCGGGACCGGUGAACGGGGGUGGCAGGCACAUGCACAGCCGCCCGCCGCCGCCGCCCACCGCGCACCAUCACGACCGGGCGGCCGGCACGUACUCGUUGCCGAGGCCCGCGCAACAGCCGCCCCACCACAACGGGUACUACACGCACAGGCCGCCAAACAGGACGUCCCACGGACCGCCGCAGCAGCAGCAGCAGCAGCAAUCUGCGGGCGCCGGCGGCGACCAACUGCAACCGGACUUCUAUUUCAUGCCGUCGCAGAGGAAGUACUCCGGCGAAGUGGUCAGGGUGUACGUGGACUACAACACCAAUCCCCGGAAGUGAUCGCCACCGCCGGUUUCCCGUCUUUAAUUUUAAUAUGAUAUAUACACGUGUAUAUAUAUAUAUGUAUAUAUAUGUGUGUAUAUAUAUAUAUAUAUAGUAUAAUGUAUUAUCGUAAUAAUCAUGUAUUCGCGAAUCGUGUUGGCGCCGAACGAUCGCGCGCCCAACUGCAAUAGUUCUGUUUAAGGAAAAAAAAAAAAAAAACAACAGACUCCAGAGCACAGCAGCUUUCCCCGUGCCAUUUUCGAUUUUCGCCGCGCGUAGGCAGAACACCUUAAAAACGCUGUCGGUGUCCGCGCAGGCGAAUUUAUAGGACAUCUCUCUCCCUCCUCUUCCUCCUCCUCCACCCCCCUCUUCUCCGUAGAUAUUAAGAACGCAUUCCUCCUGUGCAAGGAUACUUAUUAUUAUAAUAUUUCCUCCGUUAAAUCGAAUCCCUACGCCUAGUAAACUGUGUGCAACGGUUUCCCUAAUAGUUCCUUGUAAAAACGUACAGAAAUACCGAACGGUACGUUGUAACGCAUUUUUUUUUUUUUUUGUUAUUUUAAUAAUACAGCAUAAAAAUAAUUCACUCGGGUUUUAGUUGUCGACUCUAAUUCGGUGUGCCCGUUUUUUUUUUUUUUUUUUUUUUCGCCUUUUCACUGUUCGUUUAAUUUUAUCUGGAUUUUUCCGGAUCCAGCGCGCGUUACUGUACACGCAUUGCGCACACGGUCAUUCGUUGUGCGGCGACUUGAAAAUUCCGUGUAACAUAGAUAUUGACUGGUUCGAGUUUUGCCAACUCUGAAAUCGAUAAAAUCCCGUUCCAAACUAUAGUUUGCAAAUUUUUUAAUUUUAUCUUUUCUGAAGAAAGAGUAGAGAACCCAGUCAGGAGAAAAAUGCCGUGAACCGGUUCACGAAUUCGCGAACAAAGCGACAAAUCCGUAUAGUACAGCGCAUACGUGUAGUGAGCGAGUGGCCGAUUCGUCGCUUAUCACGGUUAAAUAAACCGCCAUUUCGCGUGCGUGCGUACGUCUCACUCGGGUCUACAGGCUUUCUAAUCCGCGAUGACAUAAUUGUAUUAUAUAUUAGGCGGGUAUCCUAGAACAAAUAAUAUACUGGACUGUCGGGAUAAAAUGUAUUAUUUUCGUAUGAAAAACGGUAUUAGCGAACCAAUGGUUUUUAUGGAUAUAAAAAAAAAAAAAAAAAAACCUCGGCAGUUGUAUUUUUUCGGACGCCCGUUUUCGCUGGUCAGGCGUCGUCUGGUUUUCGAGCAACCGCCCCCCACCCCAACACCACCCACCCGAGACACGCACAAGGCGCACUAGCCAACACGCCCGCGGUACGUUAAUCCUGUCGAAUUGAUGAACGAGCGUUGCUGCCAAUAACGUUGACGUUUAUCCGGAGAUCGAGGUUUUCGAAUGGCCAUCCUUUACGGUACACGGGGGUUUCCCCGUCGCUAUUAGCAGCGCACCGACGUUCUUUAUAGCGUUACGCUGUGAUGUCGCGGCGGCAUUCUUGCAGUGGCUGUGCCGUCCAACGAACAAGCGCGGGUACAUUAUAGCAGUGCGAAAACAUCGCGAAAAAUACCUUAUAUUUAUAUAUACAUAUAUAUAUAUAUAUAUAUAUAUACAUACAUAUUAAUACAUGAUAAUAAUACGAUAGGGUUAAGGAUUUAUAUGUUUUACGCUUAGAGUUAAGAAAACCAUUUGCUCAUUUAAAAAAAAAAAAAAAAAAUUUAAGAGUAAUCUCGUACGAUUAUUAUUGCGGUAUGCAUUUCAAACGAAAUAUACUUCAUGAUAUUGAAACAUAACAUUUCAGAGAAUAUAAAUAUUAUUAUUGUCGUUCUUAUACACAGUUAUACUUAUUAUAGUUAUUAGUAUUAUUAUUAUUUUUUUUAAUUAUUAUUAUUAUUAUUAUUUGUAUUAUUUUUCAUUAUUAUAUUAUAGUUGUAAUUUCUGAAAGUUAAUAUUUUAAAACGCAUAACCCGCGGUCGGACGUUGUUUGUCGCAUGUUCGCCGCGUGUCUCGCGUUGCCCUAACGCUGGAUAUAUUUCGACGGUUUUUCGUCCUCUUGUAUUAUCAUUAUUAUCAUUAUUAUUAUUAUUAUUAUUAUUAUUAUUAUUUUGUAAAAAAAAAAUAUAUAUACCAAAUGUGGCAUUACUAUGAUAUGUUGUAGUUUAACUGAAAAUGCAUGCGAAUAAAAUUAAUUAAUAAAAAAGAUGCAAGUACAAGAACAAUAUAUUCUAUGUUAUAUGAA
Cinara cedri is the source of this 66923-nucleotide messenger RNA. NCBI's taxonomy places the organism in Eukaryota, Metazoa, Arthropoda, Insecta, Hemiptera, Aphididae. The record is from the annotation of a GenBank genome assembly.